Messenger RNA from Pelobates cultripes (western spadefoot toad), 54025 nucleotides. NCBI's taxonomy places the organism in Eukaryota, Metazoa, Chordata, Amphibia, Anura, Pelobatidae. The record is from the annotation of a GenBank genome assembly.
AGUUAAUGUUCACAAUGUGGCUGAGUUUAAAGCAAUGAUGGCUUCUUCCGGUAAGGUCUGCCAUCAUUCCAUGAUGACUGGAAAUUUGACUACUGGAGAAUUGGCUCUGGAGCCUUUAAUUACAUGCAAACUGUGUCUGUGUGAGCACUCUCUGGACAUGAUGACAACCCUUCAAGAAUGCAGCUGCAUUUUCUGCACCACGGUGAGAAUUACGCUUUAAGAGUGCUUAUAAAAUAUCUGUGUUAGAAUAGCACUUAAGUAAUUCUUACAAAUUAGUAGACUUGUGUAUUCAGUUUCAAAUGAACUGAUAUUUAUUCAAAUUUUGGGCAAUUGGCAGCUUGUCUAGAUUCCGUAACUCUGAUGUGCCAUAUGGACAUAUUGUGAACAAUAGAAGAGCCGGUUUGUUUGUUUCAUUAUAACGCCCAAAAAACUAAAUGAUUAUUGAUGGAUGGAAAAAAAGAUGAUUAUUGGUUAGAAGACACACUCGAUGAUUUUAUUCUCAGAUCAAUUGAGAAGUGACAAAUAGGGGGGGGGGGAAGGGAGGAGCACUGAGAUAAACACUAAUUAACCCAUUUUUGUGCUGUUUUUGUUUGUUGCAAUUAUUUUUCUGAAUAAAUUGCAUGGACGAAAAUAGACUGAGUUGAGCAGCCACAUGGACGAAUUUCGAACUACCACAAGUCUACAAAUUAAUAUGGUUUUUAUAAUUUAUUGUAACACUGUUUAGAUUAAACUCGCUUGUCAUGUGGAUUUGACUAUGGAAGCAUUUAACAGUGAACUUACAAUCACAUUAAAAUGUCAUGGAAAAAAGUAAUAAAUGUUUCCAUGGAAAUAGAAAAUACCUGUAAAGGUAACAUCUUGUACGACUAUUAUACAUGUCACGUGAAUAUACAAAUAUUUACAGAUCAUAGAAGAAAAUAUGGGCUUUAGCCUUGCAACAUUAGUGUUGAAAUUCGUUAAGCUUUCAUUGUCAACAAAAACAACUGCUAACAAGUAUGUUUUUGUUUGUUUUUUUGGCAGCAUUACAUUUGGAGAACAAUAUCGGGGUCUAUGGGAUUUAAUAGAUGUCAAUCUAGAGUUUGGGAUUAACCAUAAAUGAACUUGUGCAAGUGUAGUGAGAUGCCUUAGACCUCCACAAUGCUUGUUUUUAUCAGAUGUAGCGUAUAUCAACUAAUGAGAAACGAUAAGGAAUGCUGUCAGAACCCCACUGGUAUUUGUAAAUUUUUCUAAAAAUGUUAAUUAAAAAAAAAAAAAAAAUAAUAAUUAUUUUUUUUUUUUUACUGCUUUGGAAUUUCAGUGACCAUGUCAACGACAUUCUUACAAAGUUUUUAUAAGUUCUCUAUAAUUUUGUCUUUAUGAAAACUCAAAAGUGACUGUUAAAUAAUAAGAUGAGCCAGGCAUGAAACAAGUAGGUGUUUCUAUAGCCAAAUCCCUGGCUGCACUUUGCUGGUUUUAUCUCAAACCUCAUCUGCCCUAAUGCUGUAACCUCCCUCUAUAAAUCCACUCUCUCCUCUCAACUAGACAUCGUGGCAGAAAGCUUCCCCAAUUACAACCCUGGCUCACCAAACUGACCUGAUACCUCCAAAAAUGUUCCAGAACUGCUGAACACUGCUGCAGAAAGUCUCACUCUGUGUCUAACUUCCUCCACUAUAAAUUUAUGCUGCACUUCUACAAUCUGGCUCUUUCUUCUGCAAAAGAAAAUGACUUUAAUACGCUCAUAACCACACUCUCCCGCAUACCCAAAUGCCCAGUUAAUGCUUUUAAAACAUUUUUUUACAAUUCUUUAUUUUUGCAGUGCAAAGAUAACUUUACAGGCUUAUAAAGACAUGGUUACAUAAAUAGAAAAUGAGAAUACUGCUUUGCCAACUAUGUCAUACAGGAUUGUCACACUUUUUUUUAUUUUUAUAAAACAUGCUUUAUAAACAAGGUAAACUUCAUGUCCUAGAGCAUGAGGGUUAUAAGAACAGAUGCUAGUAGAGACAGUGAGAUGUCAAGGACAGAGAGAAAAUGCACAAGUUAAAUACACAUUUUCAAGUUGGUUGCUUAAUAAAUGCUUAAUACGUAUGCCAACCAAGGAAGCAUUGUUAUGAUCUAACAGCGAUCUGGUGUCUGACAGAGCAGUAUGAGACAUAUAAACAGCCUUUAAGACCAUUUGAACCCAGUAACCCAUUAGCUUGGGGUUAAAGAAAGAAGUAUUAAAGCGGGAGCAUUGCCAUAUUUUGGAAUCAAUGUAGUGAGUGUCAACUCAACAUAUGCCCUUCAAGGGCAGCUUACAGUCCUGCUGGAACCAUAUUAGCUUGUCCCUUCUCCACAUAAGUUAUUCUAGGAUGUUGGACCUCACCAGCAGCAUGCAGUGUCUCAGCUGCGGUCCCUUAGGCCCGAGGACUUGUUGAAUUCAGCCUUUCCUUUCAGGCGAUAUGGAGUCUUCCAGUGCUGUUGUGGAACUUUUGCUAAGGUUGCAACUGCCCUCUUCUUGAUGGCUCCAUUUGGUAGCCACUGAGGCAAUCCACUUGUCAGCUUUUGGUGUGCAGGAGGCUUCAUUCUUUUUUGCAGCUUUUUCCAGAAUUGUGCAAAGGUGCAGUGUAGCUUAAUGAUGAUGGAAUCUCCAUCGUCAUGGAGCCCCAAGGUGCACGUGGAUGCUGCUGAUCUUGUGAUCCCGUAAAUUUGCCGAUAUUCAACGAAUGAGCAGAGGGGCCACUGAGGUGUGGAUUGGGAUCACCCCCCACCAUUCUGGGAGGUGGGGGAGGGGGGGGGGAGCAGGAGGAUUGUGGUGGCAUGGACUGCUUUUGAGCGCUUCACCUGUGUCAUUGCCUGGCAGGAUGAGGUAAGUUUUGAGCAAGUGCUGAACAGAGGCUCAGAGAGGCAAGAAACUCUAGAUAAUUGGUGGCUAAGACAUGAGGUCUUACAAACUGCAUCCAGUCGCCAUGAAGGUCAGACACCCCACUCCCCCCAUUUCAUGCUUUAAACUCUCUUCUUCACCCUGUUGCUCCUCCUACCAAUUUGACCGCCACAAACUUUGCAACUCACUUCACUGAGAAGAUUUCUACAAUCAGGGUAGAGAUCUCUCCUCUCUCACUAUCCCCUUCCAAUAUUUCCCUCAACCCCACUCCUUCUGUUCUAUGCUCAUUUGCACCCAUUACAGCAGAAGAGAUUUCUGUUCUGCUCAGGUUUUCCUGCCCCAACACCUGCUCUUUCGUAUCUCAUCCGCACUUUGACUCCUUUUCUUGCUCUGCCUCUCACUAAAAUUUUCAAUCUCUCCCUAUCCUCUGGCAUAUUUCAUCUACUCUUUAAACAUGAAAACGUAACCCUGAUUAUGAAAAAGCCCAAACUUGAUCCUAAUUCCCCAUCCAGCUACCGCCCUAUCUCACUACUGCCCUUUGCCUCCAAGAUCAUUGAGAGAGUUGUGUAUGCAAUAUUGACAGCUUCCUUGAAUCCAACUCCCUGCUUGACCUGCUUCAAUCUGAAUUCCGCGCUUGUCACUCUGUUGAAACAGCUGUGACCAAAGUAUCCAAUGAUCUUAUCGCUGCAAAAUCCCAUGGCCAGUACUCUAUCCUAAUUCUCCUUGACCUUUUGCUGCUUUUGACACUGUUGACAUCCAUCCUAUAGCGAACAUCACAAUCCCUUCCCCUAUGGUUAAGUUACGCAAAUCAUGUUUAGGCUUGAUUAGAAGUGUGAUGAUACAGCCUUAAUAUAUUGUCCGUAGGUAUUCUUUUUUCAUAACUUGCAGCACUAAACUGCUCCACAUAAAUGCUAGGACUCCUCUUUGGUAGUGUACGCAGGAUAUACUGAGCUGAUAUUUGGUUACUAUAUGAUAUUCUAUCCAUCCAGUCUUCUGGCAAUACUUUCAUUAGUAAUUACUCUAUAGAGGACAAUGAAUAGCCAUAUCUUGUGAGACAUCAAGGAAGAGACAACACCAGCUUCUUUCUUGGCAACUCUUAGAACUCAGACUCACUCUGACUCUGUUUAUCUUGGUCUACAAGAUACCGCUCUUUCCUGGUGCUCUUCCUACCUCUCCCAGCACUCUUUCAGUGUUUCAUUCUCUGGCUCUGCCUCUUCUCCCCAAACCCUCUCUGUUGGUGUUCCCCAAGGGUCUGUCCUUUGUCCCCUAUUGUUCUCGAUUUAUACUUGGUAAACUCUUUGGCUUCCAGUAUCAUUUCUCUAUGGAUGACAUGCAAAUCUACCUGUUUGUCAUGAACGCACCCUACUUCAAGAGUCUGCGUGACAUAGUUGUGGUGGUGAAAGGGUUAACGUAUUUGUCUGGAAAUAAUGAUAAAAUCGCCCUUAACACCACCCACACUUAAGCAUAAUAAUAUAAAUAUUACUAUUUUAAUGCUGCCACCACCAAGACAAUAUAUAAAUAGGGUGCCUUGGUCCCUCAGGUAACUUAAUACUAAAAACCCACCAAAUAAAACUUACCACAAUACCUAUGCAAUUGCAAAACACUCAUUAAUCAGUCUCUUCAGGUAGCAUGAUUCUUAGCAAGUCAAAGGCAGAUCUUAAUAAAGGAAUAUUUAUUAUGAGCAAAAAAAAAGUCACAGUGCAUACAUAAAAUAGAUGAUAAAUUAUUUACACCAACAACAGAUAAAAACAAAAGGGAUCAAAUAACAGAAGUCCUAAUCACUUACUCAGGUUUUCAAAGUAAAACUUCUGCCAAUUGGAUCUCUGGCAAGGAAGAUGGUGAUUCACUCAAAAUUAGAUUUUGGCCCCAAUCAAGUACAAUACACACUUCAGUAUCAUUAGAUAUAUACCCUGUGGAUUACCAAACCUUGCCUAGAGGUGAAGAUAAGGCGUACCUAUAGUAACUAUAAGUGACCACCCCCUUGUGUUCAAGACCAACAUCAAUCCAAAUGGAAACAUUUGGUUCUAUCUCAUCUUAUGUACUUGCCACAGAAAUAAUAAUUGCAUCUAUGAAUUUGUUACCAUUUUUCCAUUCCAUACAUAUGUCACACUCCGUACUUGUUACCCAAUAUAGCGAACAUCACAAUCCCUUCCCCUAUGGUUAAGUUACGCAAAUCAUGUUUAGGCUUGAUUAGAAGUGUGAUGAUACAGCCUUAAUAUAUUGUCCGUAGGUAUUCUUUUUUCAUAACUUGCAGCACUAAACUGCUCCACAUAAAUGCUAGGACUCCUCUUUGGUAGUGUACGCAGGAUAUACUGAGCUGAUAUUUGGUUACUAUAUGAUAUUCUAUCCAUCCAGUCUUCUGGCAAUACUUUCAUUAGUAAUUACUCUAUAGAGGACAAUGAAUAGCCAUAUCUUGUGAGACAUCAAGGAAGAGACAACACCAGCUUCUUUCUUGGCAACUCUUAGAACUCAGACUCACUCUGACUCUGUUUAUUGUAUCCCGCUCCAGCUUACAAAGAUAACAGCAUACAGUAAAAUAAACAUUACACAAAACAUUUACCAAUGGCAAUACAGAACAGAUCACAGGGAAAGAACUACAAAGCAACAAAGUGAUUCCUUACACUAGUUACCACCUCCCCCUGUGCCAACACACCAUGACAACAAAAGGUUAUCUUGAUUGGACCCACUGUCCCUUCAGAGCAAUCUCUGGUUACAUCAACACAGCCCUUUGCUGUAGUAGAUAGACUUACUGGCUCCCACAGCAGGUGGUCACUCAUUCUGUGGGUUAACUUGAUUAACCGACAGAAUACAUUUCACACCUAACUAUACUUAAUAGUUUAUAGAGCUUCCCCCCCCCCACACACACACACUUUGUUGACCCACAGCUGCAUAUACAGACACACACACUGCUCUGUGUUUAAUUCAGGUACACAAUACAGUGAUAUCAAGAUACAUGGAAAACUGUCACAAAAAAGGCACCGCGGGACAAACAAAUCAGGCCAUCCAUCUCAAGAAGAUUGUGCUUGUCUCAUUCUAAAUAUAAUAAAAAUAAGGCUUAAUUAUUAAUCUGUGGGUAAGUAUUAAUGUUUCUUUUGGAUAUGAUACUGGAACACAAGGCUACUAGCCAUUAACAUAACAAAGAAACCCUAUCUAAGAGGGAAUCUAGACAUAUGGCAAAUUAGAGAGUUGCUUUAUAUUUAAACCAGACUUCCAGGCCACUUAUGUGUGACUUCUCACACCUCACAGAGUAGCUCUGUUAGGGUCUCCGCUUCAUACAAUCAAAUUAAAACCUUUUUGGAAUUGAAGAUACCACCUCUACCAAGCAGGCAGUUCACCCAUGCACUACACAAAUUACAAUAAAUUACAAUAUUCCAUAGUGCAACAAUGAAUUAUGUACCCUUGCCGUGACAUCUAUCAUCCCCUGAUUUCUCACAACCCCUCCUGACUCGUGUCUCUGACUACCUCUCUGCUGUUUCCAACUAGAUGGCUGCUCAUUUCCUUAAACUUAACCUGUCCAAAACAGAACUUCUGGUCUUCCAUCCCUCAAGUGUUGCUACUCCCUUGUCUGUUUCCUUCCAAGUCAAUGGCGCUACAAUCAGCUCUACAUCAAUUUAAGAUCCUGCUAUUUGCUUACAAAUCUCAGUGAUACGCUGACCUACCUAUCCUCACUAAUACACAAAUAUGUUCCAUAUAGGUUUGGACGCUCUGCUGAAGACCUACUUCUAACCUCUAUUCAUACUCCUACCUAUAUAUCCUCACUAAUACACAAAUAUGUUCCAUCUAGGCAUGUACGCUCUGCCGAAGACCUACUUCUAACCUCUAUUCAUACUCCUACCUCUGAUGUUCACCUUAAAGACUUCUCUAGGGUUGCACCAUUCCUAGAAAACGCCCUUCCCCUCUCUAUUAGACUUUCACCCAGUCUCCAUUCCUUCAAAAAAAAUAUUUGAAAGCUUAUUUCAGGAAACAGCUUUCCCUCCCCAUACCCUGAUUCCUCUUCUGCAACUUUCAUCAAAACAAAACACUAUGCCCUCAGUGAAUACUAUCUUAACAAACUACUUUUCUCCCCUGCUCUUACCUUUUGUGUCACUAUACCCCACUCCCUCUAGCUCAUUAAGCAGGGCCCUCAAUCGCUCUGUUCCUUUGUGUCCAACUUGUCUGGUUACAAAUACAUGUCUGUUUGUCCACCUAUUGUACAGCGCCGGAGAAUUUGUUGGCGCUUUAUAAAUAAUAAUAAUAUAUGUAUAUUAAAUAUAUUUGCCUUUUCUAGUUUUUCUUUUAAUUCACAUUGAAGGGCUUAUGCACUUAUAACAUCUGCUGGGUUUCUACAAAUGCUGCAAGCUAAUAGAAUAUACAGAAUGUACAUACUUGAUAAUUAAUUACUCAGCAAUAAUAACUCUUUUUGUGUGUGGAAUUCAGAGUUAUGUGUGAGACACCUUGAAUGCAAGACCAGACUUGAGAAAUAAAUGUUGUUUUUUUAUUUAUUUUUUUAAAAUGUUAUCAUAAUUUUUUUUCUGAUUUUAAAAUUGCAAAGUAUAAAUUUAUAUGCCUACAUAGGAGAUCAUUUUUUUUGUUUUUAAAUAGUUUUUAUUUAGAAAUGCCAUUUGGGGUCAUACAUUCUACUAGCUGCGAAAAUAGGGGUUUGGUUGCCUACGAAGAGAUGUAGCAAGUCAACAUUAUGCACUACCGUCUUGAGGAGCCUUCGCAGAGGCCCAGAACAACAAUAAUAAGAGACAAAUCGUAAAUAUAUUUAUAAAAUCUUGCGGCAAAGACAUUCAAGGAAGCUUGUAAUGACUCGUCAUUAUAUACGUGAACCAGCAACAUAAGCCUGUGUUCGGAAACAGAGGCGAGAAAAUCGUAUCUUACACAUGAGACUAUCUUGUAGUGUAGCGGGAUAGUGGCUAGAGCAGGUGUUAUUGCUAGGUAUGUGACUUGUAUGGUAUAUGGGUCCCGAAUUAACAGUACAUCAAGCAGUUGGAUCAAAAACGUGUAAUAAAAUAAAGAAGCAAAAUAAUCAUCCUUACAGUUAAAAUUAACAAUUGAGAUAAUGGAUGACCAUAGCAGUAGUGAUAUUAAUAAGGCUAUAUUCGCUAGAGUGUAUUAUUGCGAUCCCCGUAUUUCCCUAUUAGUUAGGCAGACAAGUAAAAAUAUGUGCUGUUUGCAGUUAAGGAAGGCAAAACCGGUUUCAUACCGUGUAGAGAUUUGCCAACAGACAGGCUAGCCCCAUGUAGGUAGAUUAUACGAACUGUGGUUAAAGGCAAAUCUUGUAGUGAGUGAAAAUAUAUCAUAGUGUUACGAUAUUGCUGUUAUGCUCACCAAAUCAUUAUGUAGGCAGGAAUACAUAUAUAGAACAGAAUAAAGUCUAACAGUAUUACAGCAUAAUAUAUGUUACGCAUACUUAAAAUCUCAAAGGCAUUAGAUGAUGUCAUAAACAAAAAUAAAAUGAAAUCAAGUGCCCCCAGAUCAAGAGACAUGCAGUAUGUAGCAGGGUUUUUUGGCCAGAGUGUAAAACAAAACAAAACGGCACCUUUAUAGUGGCAGACCCCCUGUGAAACAGGCGGUUUAGAGAAAAAGGAGUGAGGCCUAUUACGUGAAGACCCUCUUUUGGGGGUCUGGGAGUGUUUCCCAAAAUCCCCAGGGACCUUGGACCAAGCACGUUCAGGCAGACAUUAUGGGAAUGUCUAAAAUUAAUUUACAAAAUAAACAAAAAAACACAAAACAAGAAGAAGAAGCAUACUUUUCAUUGCCACUCUGACCAAGGGACCCUCUUCCCCCUUAGAAAGCAAAACCUCAGAAUGAUAUUGGACAGGUACACUGGUGUAUCAGGGCCAUCUACAGUGUUGACGCAUAAUGUCACCCUCAUGGCAUUUAGCCCUCCCAGGUCCCCAAGCCAAUCUCUGACCCCUACCGGUGCAGUCCAUGGCACAGUGGGCACUCAGCAAUUGACACCGUCCACUGGACCCCCCCAUCUAGAAUCUGUAGACUGCUCUUCUCCUGCACCUCCUCUGUGCCACUUCAGCUCCAGUCAGGCAUGUAUCAUCUCAAGUCUAAAGGUAUAGCUAGCAAGAGUGGCUCAGUUAGGUGGGAUGCGGCAAUUUGUUUGUAUGCAAGUUUCGUUAUGCACUUUUGUAUUCCAUCAUGCUGGCAUUAUGUGUGUUUGUUGUAUUUUUUUUUUUUAAAUGGCAUCAAAUUGUGCUUAUGACUUUUAUGUUUUUAGAAAACUCCCUUAUAAACAAAAUAGCUGGCUGGAAACACAGUGAGAUGCAGAUUUUUUUUUCCCCCCAGUUGAUCUAUUUCUGGUUUAAAAUUUGUAAUUCCUAUGACAAAAUCGAGUUUGGUGAAGAAUCAUGUAGGUUAUUUUUGCAUGAUAUGUAGACUUGCAUAAUACUCACUGUGCUUUUCUAGAUUAGAACGUGAACACAUACUGAACUCGUAGCGAUUUUGUGAUGGUUGAACAUCACUGUGUUAAAACAUACUUGACAUCCUAGUAGUUAUUGAUGAAAAGAGAACAUUGAGUUGAAAAACCACAAUGACAUUGAAUUAGCUUGCUCUUAGCAUGCACUUCAAAUGUCCUUAUUUAAUACAUCUUGACACAGCAUGAAAUACGCUCGGUAUUGAUUGACAAAGAACAUUUAGGGAAAUUGAUGGCUUUUCUUUAACUUGGAUCAUAUAUUAUUUGAUGUUGGUGAAGAAGGGUAUUCAAUAAAUCGAUUCAAUGUUGCUUUGUUUUGUGUCAUUAAGCAUGGUUGCAACUCCCAGUACUUCACCUAAUGUGAGCCACAAUUCUGAUGUCAGCAACUUUAUAUUUGUUGCAGACUUCAUGUUGACCGAGCAUGAUGGGAAUUUCAUCCAUAGUUGCCAGGAAGCUACAGCUUUUCUUUAGUUUUUCUUAACAUCUGUCCCCAAACAGCAUGCUUAAAGUUGUACAAAAUAAGAUGCAUUUUCAUAAAGUAAUUAUGGCCUCUUCCGAAUUGAAUUGGUAGAUGAUACCAAUGUAUUGUUCUUUGUUAAAAUGUUAACAAUGUGAAGACUUAAAUUCUGUUAAAACUCCAAUGCAUACGUACUUUGUGAUGUGUGGGGCAUAUUCUAGUUAGUAUAUUCAUGUAGGUUGGGUGGUCUGGCUUUCCUUAGUGUCCUUUUAAGCUCUGUGAGGUAGAUAAUUCUGUUUAAUAUACUGUAGUAAGCAUACACUUUACAGACUAUUGGGGGGAUUAGUAAAUCAAGUUGAGUCUUUGACACUGUUGUGUCUGAACAUCAAAACAAAGGUUAAAUAAGUGCCCUUAUAAGUAAUUUCCAAUUCUGCUGUGAAAAAAACAUUCAAAAACACAUUGACUUGAAAGCGGUAACUAGGUUUCUCCUAGGAACAAAAAUGCUCUGCCCAAAAUGCAUCCGUACCUUUUUUAUUUAUUUAUUUUUAUUUUUAUUUUUAUUUUUUUUCCAAUACAAAUGGAUGGAAUCUGAUCAAAAAGGCCUGUCUAUGCCAAUAAGACUUCUUGUUUAUUUUUAAUAUGAAGAACAUUUUCCUUUGUACUGUAGCAAUAGUAAAGCUGUCUGAAGGUAUCACAUUCUCCUGCUGUACUAUGUGCACUGUUUGUGACCAAGUGACUUGUUUUGUGUCCCCUAUUUAGUGCCUCAAGCAGUAUGUGCAGUUGGCAGUUCGUGAAGGAUUUGGUUCCCCAAUCACUUGUCCAGACAUGGUCUGCCCAAAUCAUGGUGUCCUUCAGGAAGCCGAGGUAAUGAAAUCUUUAAUACUUUAUACUUUUUUCCUUUUUUUUUUUUUUUUUAAAUCAGUAACUUUCUUUUUACAAAGUUACUUUUUUUUUUUUUAGCUGUUCUGCUUUCCACUAAUAAGCACCUGGUACCAAUCUUUGCUGGGUAAGCCACAAGCAAUAGAUUUCUUGUUCCCAACUCCCCCUCCCCUCCCAAGCUGCUUUAAGGUAAUGUUUACUUUGUAUCAGUCCGUUCAAGUGUACAAUAUUUCACUGUACAGCUAAAUAUUCCAUUCCUUCUACAUUUAUGAACUAUUAAACCAGGCUUGACAUACCCUUUACUGCUGUUUCAUAAUUGUGUGCUCUGUUUUUUUCUGUAGACUCUCAUUUCUGUGGUUUGUACAGGCAUGAGUGCUUUAUUCAGUGGUAUUUAUAUGAAGUAACAUGGAGUGCCUGGGGCCAUUUUAGUCUUGGUUGAAUAAUAUCACAACAGCAUGAAAUGUGUGUGACUUGUUAAGAGGGAGGGUCAGACAUGUAUGUAAAACAUAUGGAAUGUGCUUGUGUUUCCAUUAACUGCAGCAAUAUACUUACGAGUAGGGACCUCAAACUCUGGACCACCAGAUGUUGACCUACAAUGCCCAGAAUUCUGUGAAUGCAAUAGAUGACUAAAUAAUCAUGGUAGUUGUAGUUCAGCAACAUAUGGGACAGGGCAGAGCUUGAGAUAAUUGUUUUAGAGAAUGUAGGUGCUUAUACCCUAAACAAGAGGCUAUGCUAUUAUGGCCUGAAUUUUGUCUCCAAUAAUUUUCACUGACCACCAUCUUCAAUUUUGGGCAACUGAAGUUCCCAUCAAUUUUAGAUAUUUUUCUUUGGCUGAUAGCAUUAGCUCAUGGCUCUUAGCCAAUUAAUGUCUCAGCUUGGUAUAAGUUGGUAUGAUCAUGUGUAGAUUUUAAUGCCCGGUUUACCAUUUGGAGAAUUUGCAGCUGUAAGAGAAAUUUCUAUAGACCUUCUUCCUUGUAGUAAUUUAACACUAAGCAGACAGCGUGGCGUCUUACGGAAGAAAAGUAUGGGUUAAAGCAAAAUCAAAGGAACACUUCAAGCACCAUAACACUACAGCUGGCUGCUGCUUGCUAUAGGAGAAUCAGAGGUGCCUGCUUAGGAGCUUUGAUUAGUUCUCCUGAACUAAGCCCUGCAUUGGAGGGCUAGCUCAUUGGCUUAGAGCAUCAGCUGAUCAUUUUUAGUCAAGGAACUAAGACCUGUAUUCCUGGACGUUCUGACUAUCCUUUAACUGUAGUGAAGCGGGCAGUGGCACCCAGGGGUCCCAGUCAAUCCAUUCAAGAAUAGUUUUUUUGACUAAUUUCAAAAUGUGGAAGGUUCCAGGGCUCUCCUGGCGGCAUAAACACUACAGAGUGUUGUAGUGAUUAUGGUUCUUGUAGUGUUACUUUAAUUACCUUUACAUUGGCAAUGGACAAAGUGUGAGAAGUUUUAGUCCUGACAGGAAAUCCUUCAAGCUUGCUAUGUUAUUCUGCAAUAAUUAUGUGUGUAUGUAUAAUUCCCCACUCUGGCGUCCUGAGAAUCAGAUGCCGGAGAGAGAGAGAGGUAAAGGGCAUGAGCACGUCUAAUGAUGCAGUUAUGCUAUGAUUGUUGGGGAGAGUUCCCUGGUGUCCCCAAAAGUUGGAUAGCAGGGAACUAAGGCGGGACAGCUAUAUAUUCUUUUUCCUGUACCCGGCCAGACUGAAAAGAAGUGCUCACUGAGUGUGCUACCAGAAGGUGUGGGGGGGGGGAGGUUGAAGGAAAUAACACUAUAGGACAGGGUUGGUGGAAGUAAAGAACACUAUGGGACAGGGGAGGGAGGAAAGAACACUGUGGGACAGGGGAGGGGGAGGGAGCAAAGAACACUAUGGGACAGAGGAGGGGGGAAAGAAAGAACACUACGGACAGGGGAGGGGGGUAGGAAAGAACACUAUGGGGGGUUAAGAACACUAAAAAAGUGGAAGGGAGAGGAACAUUAACAGGGGGCACUAAGGUACAGGGAAGAGAAAAGGAACACUGGGGGGCACUAAAAGAGAAGAGAGAAGGAACACUAAGAGGGGGUUGGGAGGAACAUUAAGAGGAAUGGGGGGGGCACUAAGAGACAGGUAAGGGGGGAAGAGGAACACUAAGGGACAGAGGAGGGAAGGGAAAAGGAACACUAAGGGACAGGGGAGGGAGGGAGGGAAGAAAAACACUAAGGGACAGGGAAGGGAGGGGACAGGAACACUAAGUGGAGAGGAGGAGAGAGGAACACUAAUGGACAGGAAAUGGAGAGUGGCACAGAGGGGGGCUUGAGUUGGGAGAAAGACACGCAGGGACAUGAGGGGGAGAAAGUUCAUAAAGGAGAUGGGGUUGAAAGUGACACACAAAAGGGCCUGGGGUGGAAAUACAAAGGGGGUGAAAGAGACACAGAAGUGCUGGAGAAGAGGAAGAAGAGACACAGAGGUGCUGGGGGAAAAUAGAGGGGCUAGUGGUGAACGAGAAAGUCACAAAGGAGCUGGUAAGGAGUAAAAGACAAAGGGGCUGGGAGAGAAGGAGACACACAAAGGGGGGGUUGUAAGAGAUACACAAUGAAGGUGUAAAACACACAAUGGUGAAAAAUAGGUGCCAGAAUCAUCUUCGCCUGUGUACCCAAAAAUCCUUGCACCGGCCCUAUGUGUAUGUAUGCAGAUUUAAAUUUCUUUAUGAAGAAGAAAAUAGGGGAUCAGUGCUCUCCAACUCCAAUAAACACAAACAAGCAGCAAACCUAGAUCAAUGGGGCUCUCUCCCACAUAUUUAUAUGUUUACCUGCCUGUAACUAUAUUUUUAUAGAUUUUUAAUAGCAUAAAUACUACUGGCGCUACGUUUCUCCCCUAUUUCCACAUACUGUUUAAUUUCUCUAUAUCUUAAUUAGGUUUGAUUAGUUUUAUUAAAUUAGCCAUGGCAAAAAGGCAAUGGGAGAUCAUUACCUCUCCAGCUGUGAAAGAGCACAAUAUGACCCUUUGAAGCAAUCCUAAAAGAAAGAUGUAUGCCUUUUAUUGGCCAAGUCUCAUGAGCAUUGUAGAUCCAAAUAACACAAUCUUGUAGUCCUUUUAUAGACUUUAGUAUAUAGGAUGCAGAGAACCAUAUGGGAUGGAUACUGCCAAUUGAUAUUGCGCAUUGGUGCUCAGUUUAGGUCUAUAUAACCGUUCCUAAAUUCUUUUCGUGUGUUAUCCGUAAUUCACUAUCAUUUAGGGUGUAAGUUGCUUGUGCAUUCUUUACCCAGAAGUACAUUUCAUUGCUGCCUUUUGUGCACAGGGUUUGUAAUUCUGGCAUAUAUACUGUGAAGUGGUAACUAUCCAUGUAAGUACAAAUGUAUUAUUAAGUGUUCUUGCAUAGCAAGACCACUUAUUGUUAUCUCACAUAUAUAUUAUUAUUCUUAUUAUAGCCAAAUUUGCCACCCUAACUCCUCCCACAGUUUUUACACUACAUAGACAAAAAUUUACCAAAACGUGCAGAUUGUUCCCGAUCCGAUUGCUAUUACUUUGUGGAACGUUUCGCCGAAUGGUUCACGGAAUAUCGUCGUUCUUGUGGCUAAAUUUGUCCCAUAGGAAUGAAUGGCAAAGCUAGAGUGGGAGCUGGCAAAAGCUGAAAAAUCAGGACAUGAUUUCUAAACUGCCACCACUCCCUUAUUUUCAGGCCCACCUACACAAAUCUUAUAUCAAAACGUUCAGCUAUCCCUGCUGCCACUAAACAUGUCAACGGCUAAGCCGUAGUCCUGAUAGUUUUCACAAUAUAAUCAUUUGUUUGCAGCUAACGCCGUCCAUUGACAUUCAUUGAAACUUCACUCUACAAAGCUCAAAUUUGAAGUGCAAUUUCUAAACUGCGACUGUGCCUUCAUUUUUAAUACUUCAGAGACAUACUAUGCAUCAAAAUGUAGGUCUGGGUCUUGUGAUUCUCACAAUAUAAAGCUCUUCGCUGUAGGAUAGUUUAUAGUUAAAAUACGACCGUUUGAAGAUGGCAACCGCCAAAAUACUCUGACCUGUGGCAGGCUGCAGCAGCAAGUGAUGUCAUAGACAGGGCCUUUUGAACACCUGCUAAUGUUUUUAUAAAUGUAUGGUUUAAUGUAACUGUGCAACAACGUUGCAAUUAAAUGUGCUAUAUAAAUGAUAACAGUUACUCCGCCCACUCCAGUUGUAGACUACUGGUGGAGGCAAGAACACUUCACACAAUUUCCCUAGAAAUUUUAGCUUUUCUAGUUAAUUUAAUUCUUUCUAUUUCAGAUUGCUUGUUUGGUCUCCAUUGAUCAGCUACACUUAUAUCAAAGGCUAAAACUUGAAAGAGGUAUGUUUAAGACAACAUUUGGUUUCAUCCUUAAAGUGUUUGUAGAGAUACAGGUCUUGCUCAUAUGAGGUGAAAUUGUUAAUUUGUGUAUUGCAGUUUUUCACUGGGUUAUUCAUACUUAUGGUACAAAUUUGGCCAGAUGUACAAUAUUCUUUCACAGUUACUGAAGUUCAACUGGAUAUAUAAUUCUCAAAUGUAUUCAGUCAUAUUUAGUUGGAAUUCAGUUGUUUCAAAAAACACUUUAGUUGGUAGAAUAUGAUGUCUUCAUGGCGCAAAUGCUAUAUAAAAUAAAUCAUUCGCAUAUUUAACAAAUAACAAAUUUUACAUGAAUUAAAGCACCACUAUAGGCACCCAGACCACUUCAGCUUAAUGAAGUGGUCUGGGUGCCAGUUCCAGAUAGGAUUAACCCUUUUUUUUUUAAUAAACAUAGCAGUUUCAGAGAAACUGCUAUGUUUACACUGAGGGUUAAUCCAGCCUCUAAAGCCUCUAGUGGCUGUCUCAUUGACAGCCGCUAGAGGCGCUUGCGUGCUUCUCACUGUGAAAAUCACAGUGAGAAGACGCCAGCAUCCAUAGGAAAGCAUUAUGCCGCGCAUGUGCAUUCAGCCGAUGACGUCGCUAGGAAGAAGGAGAGGAGGAGGAAAGCUCCCCGCCUGGCGCUGGAGAAAGGUAAUAUUUUAGCCCCUUCUUCUCCCCAGAGCCCGGUGGGAGGGGGACCCUGAGGGUGGGGGCACCCUCAGGGCACUAUAGUGCCAGGAAAACGAGUAUGUUUUCCUGGCACUAUAGUGGUCUUUUAAUUCUGGUAGCAGACAAAUUUGCAGACAAAAUGCUGCUGUAAUGAUUAUAGAGUCUGGAGUACCUCCCACCCCAUGUAACAAGUCAAACUGUUAUAGAAUGGUUCGACUUCUUACCUGGGGCCAGCUCCUGCCUCUACUACCUCAAAAUACGAUCAGACGAGCUAGCCAUUGAGCUAACCCUUACAAGCAAGCCGUGAAGCUAAACCUCAUUCGAGUUAACAGAAGAUCCUGUUUAGGAGCUUCUGACUGUGUGGUAGGAGUAGUAAAGGUGGGGAGUGGCUCCCAGUGGAACCCAAGUAAAAAAUGAAACUGUUCUAAAAUUUGAGGGUGUUGGCACUCCUGGCACAAUAGCUUCUGCAAUGUGCUCUAGGGGUUAUAAUGCUUGGAGUUUUUCAUAGAAAAAAAAUAGUAUUCUAUACAAAAUAUUUUUUAAAAUUAUAAUGCAAUAUACAUUUUAUGACCUAAAUUUUGUUUUAAUUAUUGGGUUAUAAUGUACUGCUCUAUGGAUUUAACCCUUUCUCCAUAGGAGUUAUCUAUACACUUCUUACCUACAACCCAUUGCUUCUACAUUUUUUUUUACCCCCUCUCUCCCAUACUUUAUUUACUUAUUUUGGUAUUGAAGUAAUGUUUUGUUAAUAUUAAUUUACGAGACUUUGUUUCAGAUGCCCAGGCAAUAGGAAUUUGGAACAUUAGGCACAUGUUUAAAGAAAUAAUUUUGUACCUUGGUGUUGACAUAUGAAGGUGAAGCAGAAAUAAAUUCCUCAAAACACAUUAUUUGCUUCUCAUAUCUUUUUCCAAUAGUUUUUCCUCUUUAAACUCACACUCAAAGAUGCAAAUUUGUUCCCAAUGAUCAAAAAAAACGUCUAGUAUUGCAUGUGUGAGUUAAUUAUCAACCCAAAACAAGCCAAGUACAUCAAUAACCAGAUCAGCUCAAUGUUUACAAAUGUUGUGAGUGUUCCAUAACAUCGUAUUGUGUUUGGCCUACUGAACAAGAGACCUGCCAACUUUCACCUUUCUGAUGUUUUGUUCCUUAAAGGGGCAGCUCCUCCUGCUCUCUGUUUUCAUGUUAAUUAGUUGCAUAAGUACAUGUUUUUCCGUAAGAAAGGAGUGUCAGUUAAAUACUGUUCAUGCAAUAUAAUUAUUUUGUGUGUGUGUGUGUGUGUAUGUAUGUAUAUAUAUAUAUAUAUAUAUAUAUAUAUAUAUAUAUAUAUAUAUAAUUUUCACCGUUUUUGUUUCAGAAGUCCAUCUGGACCCUUGCAGAACAUGGUGCCCUGCCGCAGACUGCUAUACUGUAUGCCAGAUGAAAUCCAAAGACUCUGCUUUGCCAGUGCCAGUUGACUGCCCUGUUUGCCACCUACAAUUUUGUUCUGCCUGCAAAAGCACAUGGCAACUUCAGCAUUUGUGUCAAAACAGUGAGCCAGUUGCUGUACCCCCUGAAAAAGAGUACGUACUGUUCUUUUUUUCUAUGAUGUAACCCAUUGGUAACUGAUAUGCAUCAAAUAUUCAAUAUGUGUAAUUCUCCUGUCCUGUUUGUAUAUUGUCCAAUCCAUAUCUUUGGUCAGUGUUGGCCAAAAGGUUGAUUCAUAACUAAAACUCCCAUGAAACUUUAUCAGCAGUACGGUUGAAGCAGCUGGGGGUCUCCGUACAGGCUACGGUCAUUUUGUUGAGGCGAAGCCUUCAGCUUCCUAUCAAUGGAUGCUCCCUGGUUAUAAAUAUUUCAAAGUACAGUCUUAUAGUCUUGUAUAGUUCCAGGAUGGAGCUAAUUAAAAUUCUUCCAGUAGUGUGCUGCCUGCUAGGAAUUAUCUUUAAAAACAGCAUGGAGUAAUCAUUUACUGCUUGUAGACAGACACUAAUUAAACUGCUUGCUUUGUGAAGCAUUACAUCAAUAAAUAAGUGGGGUUUUCGAAAUGUCUUUGCGAUAGUAAAUAAUAUAGCCACCACGUAAGUGAAAGAAAAAAACCAACAAGCAAACAUUGCAUUGGGGGUCAUAUUGUGAAAUCUUUGUCUUGUUCUUUCCCAAUUAUUAUUGUAUACUUAUUUUUUUUGUAAUUGAUGUUUGAUUCACGACAUAUACAUUUAAUGGAACUUGUCACUUAUUGGGUGGCACUGGAUAUCAUAUCAUGUUACAAGAGAACACUGAGAACUGACAACUACUCAAAUAGCUUGUCAUAUGGUAGGUACCUGUUUGGGUAUUGUUAGUUUAAGCUCACUUGUAGCAUUGCAGAAAACAUUUGCAUGUCAGACAGAUCACAUCGAAAUCCCAGAUAUGAAAAGCUGAUAAGUUCCCUUUGCAUGAAUUGUUUUUGGCCUUGGUAGGCCUUUUCAGUCGGAUGUGGCUGAUAUACUGUUGGCAUAGUUAGCAAGGAGUCUAGGUUAUCCUUUUGCCUUGGUCAUAGACUAAAGACAGAUUUGGGGGGGCGGGGUCUGGAUGGACGUGGAGCACCUCGGCUCUUCGGUGAAACCCCUAAUAACCAGCCUCAAACUACCCAUUCUUACGUGCAUAACCCCAAGCUGCUACCAGAAGACAAGGGGAACCCAAGCAGCAACCUCCGGUGCAAUUAUCAGCUCCCGUCCUGCCGGCGGCACGACUGAUAGGAUGAUGGGUUCGCGGCCUGCUGUGAGGCUCUGGCGGGAAAAAUGGCAGAUCUCCCGUGCUUAGUCUGGUGGGACCUCUCCCACGCCUACUGAGGGCCCCGUUCUCCUCCCCCCAUGGGCCCAGUUGGGUUAUCCCGGUCCUCACCAGGGAUACAGUGCUCAAUCACAGCAUCUGGGUAGUGGAGAAAGCAGCCUGGGACCGCAUAGCAAAAACCAAGAUGGCUGCCGUGUCUACCACAAGCUGGAGAGCUGAGGCUGUAGCAACUGAGCAACUGCUGGGUACCAUCUGAAACCGGUUCCGAUCAGACAACUGCACGCUGGCAACAAGCCGCAGACAAACAAAGCAAUCCCCCCGCCCACCCCGACCGCCGGACAACUCCAAGGGUAACAACUCACCACGCAAACAGAGAGUCAUUUCGGCUCACUACAGAGAGCAUUGUCCACACAACCCGAGGUAUUGCCCCCUACACUGUCACUGGUGGGUCUGUGGGGACUGUAUCAGGACUCUGACCCGAACUAUCCCUGUGGGGAGGAGGGACAUGGGGCUCUAUUCUCUGCCUGGGGUUGGUGCCGACAGUCACACAGGACUGGACACAUCCAUAACAUGAGCUACACCAGACCCGAUCCCAGCUAAGACACCGGCCGAUCCAGCACAGCCACAGGACCGACUAAGCGGAUGCCUACCACAUAUGCCCAUGUUUGCAGCAGACUACUGUAUAUUCUUUAUUUUAUUAUCUCAUUAAUAACUUAAUUCUGUGUUUAAUACAGUAGAUGUUAACUCUGCAGUUCCCCACUGACAGCGCCUAAACCUCCUGAGCCUUCACAUAUACCCAACCUGGCAAGCCCAAUGUCCCAAGGUCCCUUGGUGGUUAAACCACGCCAUGUAAUUACACGGUAGUACGUACCUACACUUAACCUAUGUUGGACCUGUCCAACCUGCUAGUCAGUCACAAACCUAGAAAGUGGCAUCACAUGACACUUGAUUUAGCACACUUGAAAAUCCCAGGGGGCAGGUAGUUUAACCCAGUUCCCCUAAUAUCAUCUACACAGCGAGUGUCAUCCAGAGGAAUCUUAGCAUGUCCACUUAACUACUACUGUCUCACAUAUCCAUGUCUGACUAGCCACGCAGGUCACCACACUAACUGUACACAUCUCUCGUGAUAUCUAUUAGGCUAACCCAUGUCUGUGCUACCCUGUUUUGCCUAACACUUGUUUGAAUGCCUUGACGACUUCUCUGAUAAGCCUGUUUAAUUUCUUUUGCAUAAACAAAAAAAAAAAGGCUCAACGAAUCACCUUUACCACUAUGUCACCGUAUUAACUCAUGUAACCUGUUAAAUGUCAUAACCUCACGAUGUACCUGACAAUGCGCUUCACAAAUAAAGAAUAAUAAAAAAAAUAAAGACAGAUUUGGCCCCUGUGAAACUGCCUGGUCAGCAAAAUGUACAUUGGGACUCUUUGACUUUCUGCGAUGUAUUGUCUUUUCCUUACCAAUUUUUGAUUUUGGUUAGCUUUUUCUAAUAGUUAUGUAAAUGGCACCUUCUUUUUACAACUGGAAUUGAUGCUCAAGACUAUAUUGAGAGGGCUAACUAUGGCAGUUUAGUUACCCUGUUCUACGCAGAUAGUUUGAGAGCAAGGUGCCCUCAAAAGCAUUUUAAGUAACAGAUAUGCUACUUCUUGCAUAGCUAUAUCUCUCCUUUAUAAAUGUAAAAAAUACAUUUUAUAACCUUCUGUGAUUUUUAUGGGUGAAUAUUUUGGAAUCUUUUGGGGGAUAGUUUAGGCAUUUUUACAGCAUUACUGUUUAGUACAACCCUGUGUCACUCUAGUACCCUUUUUGCAACAGUACAAUAAACUACUUUGACUAUCAUCACUUUCCUGCUUAAGUGUUUGUAAACCUUAUACCUUUUUAAGUGAUUGUAGUUGCUAUUCUCCCUCCAAUAAUAAAUAUCAUAUACAUGUUAACUGGAAUUAAUCACAAUGGAAAAGUAUAUGUUGGACACGAAAAUUAACUUGGAGUUGCCUAAAAGUAGGCUUUUUUUUAAGUAGGAGGUAAAAACCAGGAGUUUCCUUGACAAACUGCAAAAUUGUGGACAGGGGUUGGUAUGUUUGCUACUUAGUAAAUAUAUUUAAUUUGAAAGGGGUAAAAAGCAGUUUGCUUUUUCCCAGUGUGAUGUUGCAGCUGAGUUAACUAGUAGAGUGGUCUCUAAAUUUCUACCUGUGUGGGUUUUUGUAUACCUUUAUGAUCCCACAACUGACGCACUGAACUUGCUCACUUGGAGUUGCUUAAAAGUAGUCUUUUAAGUAGGAGUUUAAACCAACAAGAUAAUUGUUACCUGUAGUUUCUGGAAACUGUGGAAAUGGGUGUUGGCAAGAUUGAAGGUUUGACUCAUCGGACAUCUUGUAACAUGUAUCCGUCCAGGGUCUACACCUCUGUGACAUGUGUGAGUAGCAUGUAUCAGAAAUCUGGAGAAGCAAAUUGCAACAUUGAGACAGAUUGACAAUAUGGAAAAGCGUUUUCUACUCACUGAGUAGAGUUUAGUGGGUGAUAAGACAGCUGGGUAACUGUGUCACAUGAUAGCUGGGGGGCGAGGGAUGAGGAAAGGUUUAGCUAGUACUGACUUUGUGCAGCCUAACAGAUUUGCCCAUUUGAGUGAAGAUGUUAGAAGCAUAGUCUGAGGAGUAGCGGUACUUGAGGAAACUGUUCCUUCUAAUAGUCGAGCGAAAGGUACCUCUAGUAUUAAGAGAAUACGUGUGGUAAUCUGCUACAAUAGAAAGGCAGUGGGAGAUUAGGCGUGGCUAAAGUCAUGGUGUAGGAAGAAGAGUUUUGAAUUUUUAGAGCACUGAGCUGAUUUUGCACUUGGAUACAAUCUUUAUAGUCGUGAUGGAUUGCAUCUAAACAGAAGAGGGUCUACUGUGCUGAGUGAAAGGAUGGAUAGAAGGUUGGAGGAGUUUUUAAACUAGUGGUAGGGGGGAAGGGACCUAGUUAUCUACAAAAUGGACAUAGGACUGAAAGUAGAUGGACUUUAUCUUAGCACAAGGGGGUGGAGCCGAGGGGAGGGGGCAAAAUCAGAACAGAGGAGGUAUGUAUAAUAGUAAUAAAAAUUCAGGAGCCCAAAUAACACUAAUAUGACAUGAUGAGCAUAACAGAAACCUGGUGGGAUGAGAUGCAUAAUUGGGCAGGUAACUUAAAUGGUCACACAUUAUUUAGGAAGGAUAGAAAAAACAGGAAAGGUGGUAGGGUAUUUUUGUAUGUCAACCAUGAGUUAAAGCCAAAUAUUAGGCAAGUGGAAUGUGGUGAACAAAAUGUGGAAACUUUAUGGGUAGAUAUCUGCUUGAGGCAAAAGAAUGGAAAUCCGUUAUUGAUUGGAGUGGCGAAAGUAACCUAACCACAUGUUUUUGGAGGGGCCUGUUUGCCAGCCUCCUGCUUCAGGACUAUGGGCCACCCGUGAGCUUGUUAAGCCCUAUCAUCACCUCUUAAUGAUUCUAGCUGCAGUGUUCUAAUUGUUCCUGUGGGUGGCCGCAGUUGGCAUGGUCGACCACGAGGUGGUGGACAUCUUGUUCCCACGAAUGCAGGCAGCAGUGUUUGGUCGUCGAGUUCAUGGAACUGUUUUCGGUCACUGAAACUCCUGAACAUAUAUAGCCUAUGUUCGGUAUUUUACAUCCUCGAAGAGCGCUGUUCGGUGGGAUCGUUCAUCUGAAUGAGGUAUGAAUAUUGACUAUGUUCGGUAUUUUGUUCGUUUGGAAACUACCAAACUAGACCGACCACAAGCCCUUGUUCUCUGAAACUGUUUUGGGCAUGGGACCAUGCGUGAGGUCAGUCAAAUUAUGACUUCCAGGAAAUUCCUGAACCCCUGAACUGAUCUGGGUGAUUUUUGGAUAUGUUGGUCACCCAGAUCAGGGCUAUCAGGGGAUGUAACUUUUAUGGGGGUUAUAAUGGUUUUUAAGGUACUUUUGGGGUGUGAAAUUUAUGUUUUGUUGUGUCUGGAGAUAAUUGAGCUUAGUUCAGUUCAUGACUCAAUUAUCUCCCAGGCACAGGGGAGGGAUUGUCUUAUUAUGUAUGGGAGUGUCCUGGAUCUGAGAGCCAAUGUAAUUGUGUACUUGUUUCUACUGUGGUUUACUCUCAGGCAGGCGUGUACCUAGAGCAUUUGGCACCCGGGGCGGGUCCUGUGCUUGGCACCCCCUUGCCCUCUGUAACGGAUCGCCUGGCACCCCGACUGGGUACCUCCGUUAAAGGAUGCUCCUAGCGCUUCCUGAGGACUCCAAGCACUGCAGCAGACACCACAACCACCGAACCGGAGAAGCAUAUGAAUCCUCUCAAGCAUAUGAAUGCUGUAGACAGUUGAAUAGGAACCAUACGAAUAGGUUUACUCUCCUAGCAGUCAAACUGGAACAGCAUACAAUAAAUCCUUCCCCCAAUAAUGAGACGACACUUCACUUUGAGGGUUAAAACAGGAACUCCCUGUACUGUCACAUACAGUCUCUUUUAUUCCCAAUCCACAAACAUAGUACAGCCCACAGGGCGUUACAAAACAACCAAUCACAUCACAGUUACAUCCCACAUAUUCCCUCCCCUUAUCCUGAGAGGAAACUCAAUUAUACAUACAGUUAAAACAUACUUUCUACCCAACUUUCAUAACUCCAAAACCAUACAUCACAUUCACAUAAAAUUACAUAUUCACAAUCAAUCCAUUCAGGGGAACAACAUAUUCAAAAAUGGCACAAAUCAGACAAGGGGUUCAAAAGUUAGUAAAAGUCCUUUGUGACUAAAUGAAGCAUGGCUUUCUGGCCCAAACCAGUUUCAGAGUCUUCUAUCCUGGAGAUAAGUAAUUCAUUCCUCCCAGGACAGACACAAGACUCCAUUAACAUGGUUGCAAAAAGACACAAAACACUUUAAAAUACAUAAAGUCAUUUACAAAAACACAGUUGUAUCACAUAUCCCCAGAUAGCUGGGAUCUGAGCGCACAAAACUACCAAAUAGCGCUCAGAUCCUAUUCACACAGUUCAAUUGCCAUGGAGCCGAAGUCUUUAACUACACGAAUGGGCUCCAUGGCAUAGCUAUCUGGGUUAAUACCUUCACAUAAAGUCUGGUCCAUAGUCCAAAGGCAAGAGGCGGGCAAGCAGCCCCCUCCAAAGACACGUGGCGAGGCCGGUUUCGCCACAUUUCUCCCCUUUACCAUCCAGACUAACAGGGUAUCUGACCUCCUGCCGGUCAGUGCCCUGGUUAGUCCAGCAACCCACCCACGAAGCACAAACAGCAAUGCAGCCCACCCACAAUAACUGGUUACUACACCUGGAUAAAAUAGCAACUUGUCCAUGUCCAGGUGCCUCACCACGGCUGUGCGGGGGGCUGGUAGACUGCCUUGGUGGGUUGCUGAGUGGGCAGAGACCAGCGGUACUCUGCCCGGGUGCCAGUGCUACCACUGAAGUAGCCUGGUUGGAGCCUGGUUGUGGGAGGGGGAGACCGACUGUCUCUCCUCUGGAUACACUGCUCUGUGGCUGGGGGACAGGACCGACCGUCCCUACCCCUGGUGCUGCAAGUGCAGAGACUACGGUCCCAUCUGCAUAGUUGUGGGGCUUAACAUCUCCCCUUGGUGGGUUAGGCUGCCGCUGGAGAGAGGGUGUAACAAGCUCCUCUCUCUGAACUGUAGACUGCCGCUGGGGAGAGGGGGUAACCUGCUCCUCUCCCUGACACUCUCUUUGCUGGUGGAGAGGGGGACCAACUGUCUCCCCUUUCAAUAUUUUGUCCUGCGGCUGGGGUGAAAGACAGACUGUCUCCCCUUCCUGCAGGACACACUGCCGCUGGGGAGGAAGGACUGCACCUUCCGUUCCCUGGGAAAAAGACUGCCGCUGGGGAGGAAGGACCGCACCUUCAGCUCCCUGGGACUCACACUGGCGCUGGGGAGGAAUGACUGCACCUUUGGCUCCCUGGAACUCACACUGUUGCUGGGGAGGAAGGACAGCACCUUCGGCUCCCUGGAACUCACACUGCCGCUGGGGAGGAAGGACGACCCCUUCGGCUCCCUGGGACUCACACUGCCGCUGGGGAGGAAGGACGGCACCUUCUGCUCCCUGGGGUACACACUGCCGCUGGGGAUCUGGGCCGACCACCCAGCAUCCCUGUAGGGCCGGUAGAGAGACCGCCGUCCCAUCUCCACCUGCCAUCUGUGGGUCUUCCCAGGACCAGUCUGUGAGGUCCCUCAACAUUUGCGAGUAAGGACCACCUGCUUCCGCACCUGGCAACUCCGGCUGCUGCUGGGGAUCUGGGCCGGUCCCAUCUCCACCUGCCUGUUGUGGUUCCUCACAGGACCAGUCUAUGAGGACCCCUACUUCGGGUUCCUGCGGCCGCCUCAGGGGGAGACGGCUAGCCUCCUCGGAUGCAGCCUCUACUCGGCUGCUGUAACACUCCUUCCGCUGAGCAUACUCUCUCUCUUUCGCCAGCCGGAAUUCUCGGGCCAGCCUUGUGUUUCGCUCGGCCGUGACCUGGUUCCAGAUCACCCGGCGUACCUCCAUGGGUAAAUCAUCCCCAUACUGGGCCACUCGCUGCCUCACCUCGGCCAUCCAAUCAUCGCCAGAGCCUUCCAUACUUGUCUGCUCCAAGUCGCUGGAUACCUCUGCUCCCAGGGGCGCUGCACGUGUGCUAGCGUUGCCCUCAAUUUGUAACUCCAAGCGAACUGUGUCUCUGAGCUGCUUUACCUCGCACUAGGACGCCAUCCCACCGCUGCCACCAAUGUAACGGAUCACCUGGCACCCCGACUGGGUACCUCCGUUGAAAGGAUGCUCCUAGCGCUUCCUGAGGACUCCAAGCACUGCAGCAGACACCACAACCACUGAACCGGAGAAGCAUACGAAUGCUCUCAAGCAUAUGAAUGCUGUGGAGCAGUUGAAUAGGAACCAUACGAAUAGGUUUACUCUCUAGCAGUCAAACUGGAACAGCAUACAAUAAAUCCCUUCCCAAUAAUGGGGGCGACACUUCGCACAGGGUUAAAACAAGGAACUCCCUGUACUGUCACAUACAGUCUCUUUUAUUCCCAAUCCACAAACAUAGUACAGCCCACAGAGAUUUUCACAAAACAACCAAUCAUAUCACAGUUACAUCCCACAUAUUCCCUCCCCUUAUCCUGAGAGGAAACUCAAUUAUACAAACAGUUAAAACAUACUUUCUACCCAGCUUUCAUAACUCCAAAACCAUACAUCACAUUCACAUAAAAUUACAUAUUCUCAAUCAAUCCAUUCAGGGGAACAACAUAUUCAAAAAUGGCACAAAUCAGACAAGGGGUUCAAAAGUUAGUAAAAAGUCCUUUGUGACUAAAUGAAGCAUGGCUCUCUGGCCCAAACCAGUUUCAGAGUCUUCUAUCCUGGAGAUAAGUAAUUCAAUUAUCUCCCAGGAUAGACACAAGACUCCAUUAAGCACAGACACAAAACACUUUAAAAUACAUAAAGUCCACAUUUACACACUAAAAACACAGAGACAUGUCUCACAUAUCCCCAGAUAGCGCUGGGAUCUGGCGCUUCAAAACAAAUGGCGCUCAGAUCCCUGUCUGAUUCAAUUGCCAUGGGCGAAGUCUUCAACUACGGGCUCCAUGGCAUAAUAUCUGGGUUAAUACCUUCACAAGUCGGUCCAUAGUCAAAGGAAGAACGGCAGCCCCUCCAAAGACGAUGGCGAGGCGGUUUUAGCCACACCCCCCCCAAAAAAAACAACAACAAACCUGUAAAUUUUUUAAAAUGUUUUCUUUUUUUUACAAUUUGUAAACUUUGCAAAACCGCUGUCAUCCCCUCCUACAAAACCCUUGACCUUCCCCGCCCCUCCUUUAAAACCCCUGUCCUGCCCACUUCUACAAAUCCUGUACUGCCCCCCAUCUACAAAACCCCCGCAACCCCCUUUCCACAAAUCCCCUGCUUAUCCCCCCUUAUAAAGACUCCUGUCCCAAUACAAAACCCCUGCCCCCUUUUACAAAAUCCCUGCAGACCCACACACACAUUUAUAGGCAGACAGUCACACACACCGUUACAGGCAUACAGUCACACACCGUUACAGGCAGACAGUCACACGCAGACAGUCAUGCACACAGUUACAGGCAGACAGUCACAUUUACAUUGACACACACGGCAGCAGCAGACAGUCACAAGCACACAGUCACAGACAGAUAAUCAUACACACGGUUACAGGCAAAAUCAAACAGUCACAGGCAGACAGUCACACAUACAUAGUCACAUGCAGUCACACACACAGUUAUAGGCAGACAGUUACACACACAGUCAGUUACAGGUAGUCACACACAGUCAUAGCCAGACAGUCACACACACUGUUACAGACAGACAGUCACAUAUAUAGUCACUCAGACACAGUCACAAGCAGAGAGUUACACACACACUUACAGGCAGAUGCAUACACACAUACGUACACACAAAGUUACAGGCAGACAGUUUUACACACACACAUACAUACACACACAUAGUUACAGACCGUUUUACACACACACACACACACACACAUACAUACACACACACAGUUACAGACAGUUACACACACACACACACACACACACACAGUUACAGACAGUUUUACACACACACACACUCACAUACAUACACACACACACACACACAGUUACAGACAGUUUUACACACACACAUACAUACACACACACAGAGUUACAGACAGUUUUACACACACACACACACACACACACAUACUGUCACACACUAUUACUUACAGACAGUGGGCUGGAGGAGGACUGAAUUCCCUGAAGCCUGUGGAGAGAGACAGCAGUAACCGGUAAGGGCCAUAUCAAGCCCCGCCCCCGCUGCCGGUUUGGCUCCGCCCUGAUUUUUUAUUAGCUCCGCCCCCAAUUUACUUCCAUGCGGACAGUUCAGUUGCUCUUAGUGUGUGAGCUGUUCUGGCCGCACAGCACCCUAACUGUCAUGGAGCACUGUGCGGCCACAGCUCACACAGCCCCCUCCAGCUCCCAGGCCCUAGUGGCACCUGGGGCAGACCGCUCCCUCCGCCGAGGACUUGCAUGUAAGGCCAGUUGUGGCUACCAUUAAAGGAGUUCCUCUUCACCCUCAACAUAGAGCCUCGUCUCAUGUGUGGUGGGGACAGCUGUAUUCAUUCUGGGGAUUGCUAUAUCACUAUACUCCCCUAGGAUUAUAAUCACAUGCUCUUUUAAGAGUAUAUUGCUACACCUUCUUGGAGGAGAGGUCUACCCACUGGAAGCUGGAUCCUGGGCUUGGGUCCAGGGUGGGUGGAGGACAGUGAGACCCCAACCAAGCUGUAACGCUGGAAGUGGGGACUACAGUGCUGAUGGUGUCUGGUGCUGUGCUUGUGGUACUCGGUAAGCACUAAACAAGCACCGAUUGGCAGAUGCAACCGGUUGGGGUGCCAGGUGGUCCGCCACAGUUGGGAUAUGUUAUAAACCACUUAAUGUUCAUAUUGAUGAGAAAGAAAAGCUAUUAGAGCAAAUUGGAAGAGCUGCACAUCUGGGUAACACGUUAAUGAUUGGAGAUUUUAAUUACCCAGGUAUAAAUUGGGAUGGUGGUACUAGUAGUAGAGCAAAGGAAAUCAGGAUUUUGAACCUGUUAAAUGACAGAGUACAGAGAGUUGCCAUUAAUAGUAUUUUUUUUAAGCCGGACAAAAGUGGUAAGUGGUGCCGCUCAGGGUCCUGUUCUGGGACCGCUUCUAUUUAACAUAUUUCUAAAUGACCUUGAAAUGGGCAUUGACGUUAUAAAAAUAGACAUUAAAAGUCAUGUUUCCGUGUUUGCAUAUAACCAGAAAAGGAGGGGUGCACUGAGCAUGGGUCAGCAAACCCCAAACAAUCUUUAUGAAUGAAAAAAAAUCUCAGGGACUCACUGUGAUCACUUCUGGGCAGUUUAUUGCAAAGUUUCAACCUGAAACCAGGUCUUUAUCAAGCUUGAUAAAGACCUGGUAUCAGGUCGAAACAUUGCAAUAAACUGCCUGGAAGUAAUCAAAGUGAGUGUCAGUGUUUGCAUAUGACACAAAACUCUGUAAAGCAAGCAUGUCAAACUAGUGGCCUGUGGGUGGGUGAGAGUGUGUGUUGUUCAGUGUUGCGAUGGCCGCGGCUGGACAGUGGAGGACCUGGAGGUGUACGGAGGCACGCAGCGCCACGUCACGUGACGUCAACGUGCUUCACCUUCACAGGGUUUCAAGGAGUAGCGGGAGGAUCCGCUUUGGCACAGGGUGCGGACGGCGCCAUUGGAUAGGAUGGGAUAGGCAUCAGGCAAUCCUAACUAUAAGAUAAGGCCAGGGACUAAUGAAAGUAUUUAGAAAAUUGGGCAGACUAGAUGGGCCGAAUGGUUCUUAUCUGCCGUCACAUUCUAUGUUUCUAUGUUUCAUUGGGGGUAUACCAGAGGCUGGACUCUGGAGUCGCAUACUGGCAGCUGCAAUGUGAGGGGGAGUCCGCUUUUUGGCUAAUUAAAAAAAAAAAAAAAAAAUUUAAACAAGGGCUUUUAGUAGAAGGGGGAGACUGGGAUUUAGUAUAGAGGGGGGUACUCAGGUUUGGAGAGGGGGUGAUGUUUUUUUGUACUGUACUUUUCAAAACAAACCUACCUUUCUAUGAAAAAGUAAGUUUGUUUUUUUAUUUUUCACAUAAACUUAAACCUUGUUUAUUUGGCCCGUGCUAGCCUUUGAGUUUGACAUGCUUGCUGUAAAGUAAUACAAUCUGAGUAAAAUAUUAGAUACAAUGGGAGACAAAUGGAAUUAGAUAGAUUGGGGGACUAAGCACUCAAAUUGAAGAUUAAAUUCAAUAUAUAAAAGUCAAAGUUAUGCACUUUGGGGUAAAGAAUGCACAAGCAACUUACUCCCUAAACCGUAGUAAGAUAACACAAUAGAAGAAUUUUAAAAUUAUUGACCACAGACUAGGCAACAAUGUGCAAUGUCAGUCAGAAGUUGCUAAGGCCAGUAAGGUAUUUUUUUGUAUAAAAGGGGAAAUUAAUUCUCAAGAUGAAAAUAUAAUUUUACCUCUUUAUAAAUCAAUGGUAAGACCACACCUUGAAUAUGCUGUGCAAUUUUGGUUUUAAAGAAGGAAAUUAUGGCACUAAUAAAAAGUGCAGAAGUGGGCUACAAAAUGAAUAGAAGGAAUGGAACAUUUCAGUUAUGAAGACAGGUUAACAAAUGUCUGUUUAAUUUAGGAAAACUCUGCCUCCGAGGAUAAAUGAUAGCAUUAUACAAAUAUAUUCGGGGCCAAUACAAACCAUUGUCUGAAAUCGAUUCAUAAACAGGACUAUAUAUAGGACACAAAGUCACACAUUUAGACUGGAAGAAAGGAGAUUUAGUAUAAGGUAAAGGAAAGUGUUUUUUACAGUAAGAACAAUAAGAAUGUGGAAUUAUCUGCCUGAAGAGGUUGUUUUUAUCAGUCUGUACAGAUAUUUAAACUGCAACUGGAUAAAUACUUGCAAAAACAUAAUAUUCAAGUAUAUAAUUUUUAAUUUAUGGGGUAAUAGUUUCUUUAUGUAAAGAGAUCUGACUGCCAUUCUGGGGUCAAGAAGGAUUUUUUUUCUAGUUUGUUGCAAAAUUUAAAAGUGAUUCAAACUGGGCUUUUAGCCUUCUUUUGGAUCAACAGCAAAAAAAAUGAGAGAAAGGCUGAACCUGAUGGAGGCACAUCUCUUUUCAGCCUAUGUAACUAAACUGCACCUUUAAGUUGUGCAAGAGCCUUCCACUAUAAAUGUUAAAUAUAAACAAUACAAUUUCCACAGCUGAGCAUACAGGUGAUACUCGAAAAAUUUGAAUAUCGUGCAAACGUUCAUUUAUUUCAGUAAUGCAACGUAAAAGGGGAAACUAAUAUAUGAGAUAGACGCAUUACAUGCAAAGCAAGAUAGCUCAAGCUGUGAUUUGUCAUAAGUGCGAUGAUUAUGGCUUACAGCUCAUGAAAACCUCAAAUCCACAAUCUCAGUAAAUUACAUGCAAUCAAUAAAACAAGGAGUGUACAUAGAACAAUAUCGGACCUCUGGAAAGUAUAAGCAUGCAUAUGGACUCAGUACUUGGUUUGGGCCCCUUUUGCAGCAAUUACUGCCUCAAUGCGGUUUGGCAUGGAAGCUAUCUGCCUGUGGCACUGCUGAGGUGUUAUGGAAGACCAAGAUGCUUCAAUAGCGGCCUUCAGCUCUUCUGCAUUGUUCGGUCUCAUGUCUCUCAUCUUUCUCUAGUCAAUGCCCCAUAAAUUCUCUAUGGGGUUCAGGUCAGGCGAGUUUGCUGGCCAAUCAAGCACAGUAAUCCCAUGGUCAUUGAACCAGGCUUUGGUGCUUUUGGCAGUGUGGGCAGGUGCCAAGUCCUGCUGGAAAAUGAAGUCAGCGUCCCCAUAAAGCUCAUCUGCGGAAGGAAGCAUGAAGUGCUCCAAAAUCUCCUGGUAGACGCCUGCGUUGACCCUGGACUUAAUGAAGCACAGUGGACCAACACCAGCAGAUGACAUGGCUCCCCAAAUCAACACAGACUGUGGAAACUUCACACUGGACUUCAAGCAUUUUGCAGUGUGUGCCUCUCCAUUCUUCCUCCAGACUCUACGUUCUUGGUUUCCAAAUGAGACGCAAAAGUUGCUCUCAUCAGAAAAGAGGACUUUGGACCACUGAGCAACAGACCAGGUCUGUUUUUCUUUAGCACAGGUAAGAUGCUUCUGACAUUGUUUGUUGUUCAGGAGCGGCUUGACAAGAGGAAUACGACAUCUAAAGCCCAUGUCCAGGAUCCGUCUGUGUGUGGUGGAUCUUGAUGCACUGACUCCAGCCUUUUCCUGACAAUCCUCUCCAGGCUGCGGUCAUCCCUGCUGCUUGUGCACCUUUUUCUUCCACACUUUUCCCUUCCACAAAACUUUCUUUUAAUUUGAUUUGAAACAGCACUUUGGGAACAUCCAACUUCCUUCGCAAUUACCUUUUGAGACUUUUUCUCCUUAUGGAGGGGAUCCAAUGAUGGUUUUCUGAACAACUGUCAGGUCAGCAGUUUUCACCAUGAUUGUGAUUCCUACUGAAAUAGACUGAGAGACCAUUUAAAGGCUCAGAAUCCCAUUGCAGGUGUUAUGGCUUACUUAGCUGAUUAGAGUGGGACACUGUGAGCCUAGAAUAUUGCACCUUUUCACAAUAUUCUAAUUUACUGAGAUUGUGGAUUUGGGGUUUUCAUGAGAAUGUAAGCCAUAAUCAUCGCACUUAUGACAAAUCACAGCUAUAACUAUCUUGCUUUGCAUGUAAUGCAUCCAUCUCAUAUAUUAGUUUCCCCUUUUACAUGCAUUACUGAAAUAAAUGAACUUUUGCAUGAUAUUAUAAUUUUUCAAGUAUCACCUGUAUGUUAUAAUGCCUGCAGUACCAUACCCAAUUUUUGUCGAAAUAUGUAGAAUCCAUUUUACAAAAAUAUGUGGCUUGCUCACUCUCUCUCCAGCUGACUGGAUGAUGUGGAAUUUACACUCAAUAUUAAUUCCAUCCAACAUUUCCAAUCUUGUUGCUACUUUUUAUCAGCAACUGUUCACAAAUAUGUCUGUUUAUGUCAGUGAGUAAUGGCUGCUUAUUGAUUGGAAUAUUCAAUGAGUACUGAUAGGCAGUUACUGGCAGCUGUUAAUGAAAGCCAUUUGUUAAGAUGAGGCUGACAGCUUCCACUAUUCUUUAUUGGAGCCACUAACGUUUAGUUAGUGACAGGUUUUCCAACCAUGUCACUAAUCAUUAUUGGACAAAAAAAAAUAUCUGGCAUUAUGGAAGGAUGUUAACGGUUAAAUCUCUAUGUAUCAAGGCAAUGACAAUGGCCUCAAUUUGUUGAUUUUGGAUAAGCUUUUCAAAUGAUUUAAUAUUUUUGGAUAAAGUUUAAAAAAUUGUGUUCUUCAAAAUAUGAAAAUCACAAAAAAAAUUAUCAUGUAGAAAAAGAAAUAUAUAUUCAAAAAGUUUCAAAAAAAUAUAUAUCUUUUUAAAAAUUUAUCCAAAAUAUUAUUGGGGACAAGUUUGGAAAUGAGUUGAUUGAUGGCAGUGAAAACCUAAGACCAUUGCAAAAACCCCAGGUCUCUGAAGGCAUUUUUAGUUCUGUCUGUUUCAAUUGAUGUUUAAUGUUUUUUUGUUUUUUUUAUGCUUUCAUUACCAGUACACAUUUUAAAGAGAACACAUUGUUUGUCAAAUUUUAUGUAUUAAGUAGCUGAGGAAACUUUGACCUACAUUAUUUAAAUAUAUGUUUAAAGCUGUCUGGAUAAGCCAUCCAUCCCCACAGUUUUAGUUUGUUUUUCUAUGAAACCUCUCCCUACCUUAUUUCAGAUUCUCUGAUCCAGUGCAUAAUUAUACAAAUUCAUUUUAUCUGUGAACUGACUUUGGGUGUAGUUUUCUCAUGUGAAUAAUGUGUGAUUCCUGGAAUUAAUAUUGCAAGUUUUUUUCCUAGAAGUAGAUUGAUCACAUUCAAGGCACUCUGAUGUUCCUAAUAAUAACAAAUAUCAUACAUGUACUGCGUGCAGUACCUGUGUUUUGGUAACUACACAAUGUUUAGUAUAAUAAUUAGGGCGUAUGGUUUUCUUUAAAACCAGACUUUCCUGUUAGAGAGGGUUUGCUCACGAUGAUGACUGGUUAAUUUUUUGUUUUUAUGUUUCAUGGUUCUUUUAUAAAGAGUGCCUAUGGUAGCUUAGGUUGGGUAUUGUAGAGAGUUGGAGAAGAUAUAUUUUUUUCUAUAAAUGAUCCAGCUGUUCUUGUAGGACCUCUUAUUAAAUUUAAUAAUGACCCUUUAAUAUUUUUACAUAAUUCCAGCCCCCCCUACUCCCACUCCCCCGUCCCACCCCCAAAAAAGUGAAAAUAAGUCCUAUUUUAUUUUCAAGCUCGGAGAUUUGCAAUAUUGUUUAUAGUACCAUGUUUCAUGUGAAGAAUGGGUGCUUGAGAGAAAUGUCUGAACCCUUAUAUAAAAUGUAUGCAGGAAACUGAGGAUGGAGAGUUAGAGGUUUCCCACGCUGACAGGGUUAUUUAAUAUAGUUAGAAUUGUCAGGAAUUCAAUGGAUAAUUGAAAUAAAAUCUCCAAGUUAACUAUGCUUACAAGUUCAGAAUUUUGGUCUUCAGUUUGGAAUUCACUUUAAAAAAAAAAAAAAAAUUCUGUGAAUUUUCAUUUGAUAUAAAACAGUUUUUAAAAUAAUGGCAUGACUUUGUGAUGUAAUUUUGUGAUAUAGGUGUCCUUGGGAAGUAUGCUAAUAUAUUUUCAUAUAUUUCCUAGUGUCCUUAUCAAUGGAGAUGUAGAUGCUUGUAUCAAGCAGUGUCCUGUGUGUCAGAUCUACAUUGAGAGGAAUGAAGGCUGCGCCCAAAUGAUGUGCAAAAACUGCAAGCACACAUUCUGCUGGUACUGCUUGCAAAACCUUGAUGUAAGUUAUUUACCAUUGCCAAAAAAAAAAAUAUAAAUCCCUUUAUGAAAUAAUGAUGAGAAAACUCUAACGUUUACUAUGUCACAAGUAUUCACUCAACAAGGACUGCUCCAGGACAAUCAAAUACUGGUAAGAUCUAAUUAAGCCCGAUCUGGAGUAAUUGUGGUCACAUGGAACAAUAAGAUUGGGACAAAAAUUACCAGAUUUUACUAAUUACAUGAUGUAAAGUCAUGAUUUUAUAAAGGACACGGAGGCUCAUAUUAGGCUUUAUCUCUUUCUUUAUUCCUCAGCAGCAAAGAAAGGAUAUUGAUAUUUUUAAUAUAGCAAUAACAAGAAAAAACAUACCCUUAAGGGUUAACCAAAUAACAUUCCAGAUAUAUUAACCAAUGGGAUCAGUCCUUGUACUAUGUCCCCUCAUGUGACCUAAGCCACACCCUCUUUCUAGCUGACGCCGAAGCUGAACACAUCAACAGGAAAAAUUCAUAAACUUGGAUAGUCUCCGGUAGAGGGUUCCGGUGAGUCUUCUGAAAUUGUUAGGGGUAGAGGAUGAUCCUGGUUAUUCCAUCACAGGGUUAAGCUGUGGGAGACAGAGAGAUAUAUGGUAAAAUAUAUUCAAAUAUCUGUCAUGCAUAUAAGCUGUACAAGUUUAAAAAAAAAAAAAAAAGCAUUCAUAUCUGAAACAUUUUUCGUACGUCCAGGAAAUUCAGCUUCAAAAUUAAUAUUAUUAGUAUAUAACACUGCAUCUGAACAUCCAAAUCACUCCUACCUGUUUAUAGGCAAUUGGGUGGGAAGAUACAUGUAUGGCUUACCUGUCAACGGGUGGGCUAAUACUCGCCUCCGUGUCCUUUAUAAAAUCAUGACUUUACGUCAUGUAAUUAGUAAAAUCUGGUAAUUUUAUUAAAGGACACGGAGGCUCAUAUUAGGCUAGUUUCAAGCUGUGAGAUGACCAUAGACGAGAUAUGUUCUGUUGGCCGAAAAUAGUAUUCUAGUAGUAAACGUCGAUUCUCAGGACCAAUCAGCUGUGCGGAGAAGGUCCUCCAGUUUACAACCAAUUGAGAAUGCUUUAGAGCCCAUAGUGCCUCUAGUAGAAUGUACUCCGUAAACUGAUGUGUCGAUGCCAGCAGCCGACAUUAUCCAUUUCACCCAGCGUGCCAGAGUUACCGUGGAUACUGGGUGAUGAGGUUUCCUCACCACCAAGAAUAGGUCGUGUGUUGUAGAGUUCCGAACCGAUUGGGUCCUUUUUUCGUACUCUUGAAGGCAUGUUGCCGGGCAGAGGUUAGCAUUGUGAGGAAAUGAUGGGUAGAAGACUGACGUGAUUUUUGACUUUGUACGUCUGGUGAUAUUAAACAGGACACCAUGUGGGGUGAAGGACCGUGCAUCGAUAUCCAGGACUCGAACGUCUGACCCCCUUUUGCAGGAAAUUAAGCACAGGAGCAUAGCCAAUUUUGCGGACACUUGCUUGAGUAAGCAAAGGCACUUAUUAACAUAAGGCUGUAUAUCGGGGUUGUGGUGGCCGCGCAAAUUUUAUGCCUCGCAAAAGACGACAAACCAAUAAAUGCUUCCCAGCUGGGAAACCCUCCCAUCCACCGUGAGAACGCCGAUCUGUACACAUUUAUGUUGUGGUAGGCCAAACCUUGGUCAAACAGGGUAGUAAGGAAAACCAGGACGUGAUUUACCGGAGCCUGUAGGGGAUCCAUGUGUUGUUCCACGCACCAACUACACCAUGUGUUCCAGGCAUGAGUAUAGGAUUGUCUUGUUCCUGGGGCCCAAGCUCCCGCCAAUAAGUCCAAAGUUGUUCGUGGAACAUUUGGCAGGGACCAGGGUCCCCAGCGAGGAGCCACGCUAGAAGUCUUAGGUGGCCUUGUAUCAGAAGUGAGUGAGAGUUCCCAUCAGGAUAUGAUAAUAGGUUCCUGGGAUCAGUCUGGGAAGGUCAAUAGACAUUUCCAUGAGUGAAGGGAACCAAGGUUGUGCCGUCUAGAACGGUGUUAUUAAAACUAGCGAUGUUCGGGAGCGUUGUAGGUGUAGGAGAGUUCAUGCUAUAAGUGAGAAGGGAGGGAAGGCAUAGAGCCGGUCGUUUGGCCAAUUUUGUAGGUAGGGGCCCACUGCCAAUGCGUCUGGGUCCGGUCUCCAGCUGAAGAACGAAGGAAGUUGAGCAUUCAGCCGGGAUGCAAAAAGGUUGAUGUGCAUCGGGCCCCAGAGUUGUUGGAGUUUUUGGAAUACCAAGUGCUUCAAUCGCCAAGUACUGUUGUCUCGUAAAUGCCUGGAGUUCCAAUCUGCUACCAUGUUGGAGAGUCCUGGAAGGUAUUCUGCCUGUACUGAUAUUUUGCGGCUCAGACAGAAAUGCCAAAAUUCUUUUACCAGAUUCGUGAGUAUUGUCGAUCUCGUGCCACCCAAGUGAUUGAUGUAGCGAACGGCCGAGAUAUUGUCCAUGCGCAACAGUAUGGCACAAUUGGUCAUGUGUCCGAGGAGGCUUCGGAGAGCGAAUGACCCAGCUAGGAGUUCCAAACCAUUGAUGUGGAGUUCCUUUUCUUGUGAGGACCAUUUUCCACCUGUAGAGGUGGGACCACAACGAGCGCCCCAUCCGAGUCUGCUCGCGUCGGAUUCUAUGAUGAGAUCCAGGGUGGUUCCGAAAAUCGCUUUGCCGUUCCAUGCUUCCAUAUGUUGAAGCCACCAUGCUAAUUCCUCUUUUGCUGCGCAGUCUAGAGGUACAGAAUCUGAGUAAGAUUGACCCAAGCAUAGAUGGGUGGCUUUGAGCUGUUGCAGGGAUCUGUAAUGGAGAGGUCCCGGGAAAAUCAUUGUAUGGAAGCAGACAGCAGACCAAUUAUCCUGGCCAGUUGUCGUAAGGUCAAGACUGGUCGUGACAAGGUCUGCUGGAUUUCCUUUUUGAUGAGUUUUACCUUCGUGGUAGGUAGACUGAGCGUUCUGUGAACUGCAUCUAUAUCGAAACCUAGAAAUUCUAUCGAUUGUGAAGGUUGCAUGAUGGACUUGUCCCAGUUGAUUAGGAAACCCAGGUUUUGCAGAAGGUUCAACGUCCAAGAUAGAUGUUGGUUCAAUAGGUGGGUGUCAGGGGGCCAUGAGCAGCAUGUCGUCGAGGUAUAUGAUCAUACGUACACCCCUGCUGCGGAGAAAGGCGACUACCGGUUUCACCAGUUUGGUGAAGCACCAUGGGGCUGAGGACAGGCCAAAGGGGAGGCAUCUGAACCGCCACAUAGUCUUUUCCCAUUGGAAUUGAAGUAAGUGGUGACAUUCUUCGCCAAUCGGUAUCGUGAGAUAUGCAUCUUGGAGGUCCAGUUUCACCAUCCAGUCUCCCAGUCUUAAGAGGUCCUGGAGGCAGUGUAUCCCUUCCACUUUGAAGUGAUGGUAUGUGACAAAGGCGUUGAGAGGUCGCAGGUUUAUUACUGGCCUCAUGCCUCGACCCUUCUUGGGCACUAAGAAGCUGUUGGUUAGGAAACCAGGGGCGGUAGUGGGGACUUUGUAGAUCGCACCUUUCUCUUUUAGUGUGCAAACCUCUUCUGAUACUAGGUUUUUGUCUCGUGGGGAAAAAACUAUCCGAUGUGGCAGUGAGAAUUGGAUCGGUUGUUGUGUGAAUUCGAUGCAGUAACCUAGAACGGUCUCUAGGACCCAGGCAUCGUGGAAAUGAAACAGUCUGCCCCCCACUUUUGAUAAGGAACGAGUGUGUAAAGGAAAAUGACUCACCAUAAGGCCGACGGCCAUAGGAGGAUUCCCUGGUUCCACGUGGGUGCCACGACCUGCCCCUGGUCGGGAAAAAUGGUGAAUGUGUUCUGGGUUCGGGAGGAUGGAACCGUGUUGUGGCGGAGCCUCUGUAGCCCCGGUAUGAAGUCCGGGAGGGGAGGCUGGACAGACUGCCCUGUUGUCUGCCGGCCACACCAAAAACCUUUUGCGAGAACACACGCUUCAUAUUAUGUUGUGCUUUGUCUAGUGCCGUGAACGUGCUGACAUAAUUACUCAGGGUUUUGACAAAGUCGUCUCCGAAUAGGAGACCUUUUGCCUGUGUGCCGGGCUCUGAUAUUGCCAGAUGUAUCAGUUUUGGCUCGAUUUUCAUUAAUAUGGCUUUAUGCCGUUCUGUAGCCAAAGCAGUAUUGGCGUUUCCAAGUAGGCAAAUGCCUCUCUUGAUCCACCCCCUGAUGGCCAGUAAGUCAAUUGAGGUCCCCUCAGUAAGAGCCGUUUCGACCAUAUCGAAAAUUUUGGCUAUAUGUUUGAGGGAGUAGUCUAAUCCCUUUUUGGCCUUCCAUCCCGACUUGCCCAAGAACUGGGCAAUCUUGGGGUCCACCUCGGGGGUCACGCAGGCCAUGUCUGGGACCAUGGGGCGUGGGCAUUCUGCCCUCAGUUUACUCCUUGUGGUCUUAUCAAGGGGUUUUCUCACCCUGGUUGCUAUAUAGAUGGCCACAUGAGUUGUGGGGUACCAUUCCACCGAGCGCAGAUUGUGCAAAGUGUCAGGGUCAAAGAGGGGUUCCCCUUGGGGGUCUAAAACAGCGGAUUCAUCCGCCUCCUGUUCAGCGUCUAUCGCUGGGUGUGCAGUCUCGCUGCGUUCAAGGGACGAGUUGUCUGAAUAAAUCGGGUCGAUUGCCUUAGACCCAUCUGAAGCCUCCUCUGAGUCCGAAUCAGAGUCGGACGAAUCAGGUAGGGCUUUUGCCUGCUUCCAAUUCCGCACCGCUUUUGCCUGGCGGGGGGCUCUUUUAUGUGGGAGCACCACGCCCUCAGUUUCAACAGGGCGCAACCUGUCCGCGCAACCUGCAAACUUGCGGCCGCUAGGGACCAUUGGCUUGCUAUCAGCGGGUAUAGGGGGUGCUGAACUGGGGGUUCUGCCAUAAUGACGGAGGAGAUAGUGUGUGACAGGGUGUCUGACAUCACUCCCAAGGCAUUAAAUAUAGCCUGUGUCAUCGACUUGUUCAUUGUAGCAUCCAGGAGCGCCUGGAAGUCCUCUGAGUUCACGUGGUUCUGGGAUGCUUCACCACCCCUAAUGGCUGCAAACCUGUUUGUCAGCCUGGGACUGCAUACUGGCCAGAAUAUACCAAGCUUGAGUUGGGGAAACAGGCACUACUCAGUAUGGUGGUUAAUGGGGAAUGGCACAGGGCAACUGACACCCUUUAUAGUGGGUUAUGACCUAGGUAUGGAAAACACGUGUAUAAAAAACUCUGCCUGCACAGUACUAAAUCAAUUGAGGGCAAAGGCACACUAUAUGGCACAUGAAACAAGGUAUUGCACAAAUAUUAUGGUAGCUUACCAAGUGUUCCCUCAGGAAUGACUCCUGGGGGACACUGGUAAGCCGCCCAACACCUCCACUAGCCAAUCAGCCCGCUCCCCUCCCUUAACGAGCGGCGCGAGUGACGGGUGAAAAAGGCGUCAAAAUCGCCAAUCGCAAGAUGGCCGCCACGAUGUGCGGGAGUGAACCGCGCAUGCGCGGGCAGCCGAGAUAGCGGUUAUUAAUGGCCGUGAUCCGUCGGGCUAGGCAAGUACCCUGCACUAAGGAAACAAGAAACAACAGAAACAAAACACUAAAGCAGUAAAACAAAUCAAUAAUAAUUAAUGAAAAUGAUCUGCAAGGUACAUUACCACUAGACAAACACCUAAAUACAGUACAAUUUUUUCAGAGCAGAAAAACAUGAGGUACUUAGCUGAGGCAGCAGCAAAGAAAGAGGGAGUGGCUUAGGUCACAUGAGGGGACAUAGUACAAGGACUGAUCCCAUUGGUUAAUAUACCUGGAAUGUUAUAUGGUUAACCCUUAAGGGUAUUUGGUUUUUCUUGUUAUUGCUAUAUUAAAAAUAUCAAUAUCCUUUCUUUGCUGCUGAGGAAUAAAGAAAGAGAUAAAGCCUAAUAUGAGCCUCCGUGUCCUUUAAUAAAAAUUAAGUCUUACAGUGUAAUAAUUUUACAGUGUCCAAGCGAGGAGAAAGAUGAACUUAAACUUUUUUUUAGCUACAACUCAGCAAUUUAAAAUGUAUGAACCUAAGCUUGUAUAUUUGGAGUGCUCGGUUUAAAUGCAUAUAUAUAUAUAAAAAAAAAGACCAAACCAGCAACAUGGUGUAGUAUUUUCACCAAAAGAUUGCUAGAUAUAUACACUCACAGAUUAUGGAGCAUUUAAUUGGCUCAUCACUCUGGUAUAUGUAGGUGGUUGGAGUCCUUUCUAUGGGAAAAUGCAAUAAAAAAACAAUAUAGUACACACCAUAUAAUAAAAUAGGGCUGAUAAAAAAUGACUUACUUAUAGUAUUCAGAGCAAAAAUGGUUUGUUCAAUCCUUUGGUUGGCAUAUUAAUCAAGGAAAUGGUGUCCACACGACAACAAAGCAUCACAGGAAGGUCUUUAUGUAAAAAGCAUGUUGUAUUUAUGGCUUGACCGAUGUUGUAAUUGGAAGGCAUAAUAUCCACACUGUAUCCAGAUAGGCCAGUGUUGUGGAAAAAAAGAUAUCAAAGCAAGAAAUUCUGUAGCCUAGCAGAGAAUAACAGGUAUUACUGUCCAGUCUUAUCCGGUGGUGGCAUUCGACAUUUCAGAGACUUUAAAUACAGAGGAGAAAGCUCUUUUUCUCUUUCUUUUUUAGAUUAGUGCUUCACUUUCUGCAUGUAUUGUUAUGAAGACGGGUAACUUAUUCUGGACUUUGAGGUUUUUUUUUCUCAACACACAGACCCCUAUCCAGCAAUGUAAUUUAGCUCCAUGUACAGUUGUGCUCAUGGAAUAAGUGGGUCUGAUGAAUAAGCAGAUCACAACCACACAGUGGUUGCUGUCACACAUUCAUAGUAAUAUGCCAAACCAGUCGUGAACAUCCGCAACUGCAGCUCAGCUCUCUGUAGACCUGGAGAGUUGAUUGGAAGAAAUGCCUGUUCAAGUUAGUCAGAUCAUUUAUAGUAAAGAAUAAAAAAAAAAUUACACACACAAAAAAAAAACCUCCUUCAAAAUACCUUUUACUAUUAUUACUAUUACCAAUAUUCUCAAGGUACUCUUACAGCUUUGGAAUGAUUUGAAGUUUUUAUAUUGACCCUUGAAUGUUAUUGUAUUUAUUUGAGACUGAAUUUACGUUACAUGUUAUCUUCAAAUCCACAGAUCGGGUUUUAUAACAAUAUUUUCAUUUGUCUUUUCCAAAAUAUCUGAUCUGCCUAUUACUGUACAAGAAUUUAGCAGGUGGUUUAAACUCAAGUCUAGAACUAUUUUUCAGCAAAGACCCAUAACUACACUUAUUUGUUAAAUCAUAUAUUUUUAAUGCCACUUUUAGAACUGUGUUUGUGAUGACUUUUUCAAUGCUACAAUAUCCCUGUGUAAACCUUGAAUGCUGGUCAUCUUAAAUGUUAAUCCCUGAGCUGUUUUUAUUUUUCCUAUUUGUACUGUGAUUUACAGUAAUAUGUUAUAACCUUGCCUUAACCACUCUGUUUCCAUUCAGUCCGAUUCUACUAAACUGUGUGACUAGUUUAAUUAAGGGGAUUUACAAUACUGCAAGAUUUCCAUCAGAAAAGUAAUUUUAAUAGAUAGAACAUAUGAUAAGUGGUUUCAGUGAUACCGCACAGUAAGAAGUCAAACCAUUAUAGUACAGUUUGACAACUCUCUGGGUCAAUGCUGCAUCCAGUCUUCUUCUGCAGAAGAAUAGAAUAAAAGAUGGCAGUUCUAGGACCGCGUUCAUUGGCAGAGCUCUGAAUCGGUGAGUGCAGCCCUGUGUGGCCGUGCUUGGCUCUGUAAAGCUAACUGGAUUCUCCUGAAGGAGAAGAUGUAGGUAGGUUCUGGGGAUGCGAAUGCCUGUGGGACCCAGGUAUUUUCUUAAAUUGUAUUAAUAGGGUUUGACUACUUACUAUAGGAUGGUGCUAAGGGACUCAUAGCACCAUAACCACUACAGUGUUCCUUGUAAUAAUAGUGUUAACUUACUGGCAAGCAAUGCAGGGCGCCAUUUUCUUUUAAAUUGAUAUUAAAAAUUUAUCAAAUGGCAUCACAAUCCAUUUCAGACAAGUAAAAAUAUUGCAAAUGAUGAGGAGAAAUAGAAAGAUUGAUUAAUUAUUUUUUUUCUGUUAAAGGGACAAAAGUAAAAAUAAUCACUAUUAAGUAGAUGUAUUUUUUCAUUGGUAAUGUAUCUAAAACAGCUUGCAAAAGCUGCAGAUCUCUUGUCUGAAGCAUUUUCAAGCCAUCACCUUCUUCCCCAGCUCAGACUUUCUGUGGUUGUCCAAUCACAGACUUCCAAAUCAGUGGCGGACUAAGGGGGGGGGGGUAGAGGGGGCAGUCCGUCCCGGGUGCCGCAUGGUAGGGGGUGCCAUGACCCUGGUCUGAGGGCCAAAGGGGGAUGUGUGCGUUGCGCCUCAUGGCAGCUGGGGUGCUGCACAGGCUCACACGCAGAGACCAGCAAGCUGAACUGCCCGCAUGAAGGAAAGAAGGGGCAGAGCUUUGGAUGUUUGGGGGCAGAGCCAAUCCACGAGCAAGGGCGGGGCGUAAUACGGCCCUUACCCACUGCUGUUACUGCUACACAUGGAGGUUCAGCAAGAAGAAAUCCCUGCUCCUCCACCUAACAGGCUCCAGCCAGGGAAGAACUUAAAUGAAUCCACUCCUCCAGCCCACACUGUCUGUAAGUAAGUGUGUGUAACUGUCUGUAACUGUGUGUGUGUAACUGUCUGCCUGUAACUGUGUGUGUGUGUAACUGUCUGCCUGUAACUAUGUGUGUGUGUACCUUUCUGACUGUGACUGUGUGUGACAGUCUGCCUGCGACUGUGUGAUGCUGCCUGUAACUGUGUGUGUGUGACUGUCUGCCUGUGACUGUGUGUGUGUGACUGUCUGCAUGUAACUGUGUGUGUAACUGUCUGCCCAUAACCGUGUGUAACUGUCUGCCUGUAACUGUGUGUGUGUACCUUUCUGACUGUGACUGUGUGUGACAGUCUGCCUGCGACUGUGUGAUGCUGCCUGUAACUGUGUGCGUGUGACUAUCUGCCUGUGACUGUGUGAUGCUGCCUGUAACUGUGUGUGUGUGUGGCUGUAACUAUGUGUAUGACUGUCUGCCCCUGACCAUGUGUGUGACUGUAUAUGUGACUGUCCACCUGUAACAGUGUGCGUGACUGUGUGUUACUGCUUGUAACUUACUGUGUGUGUGUAACUCUCUACCUGUAACUGUGUGUAUGACUGCCUGUGACUAUAUGUGUGACUGUCUGCGUAUGACUGCUUGUAACUGUGUGUGACUGUCUGCCUUUAACUGUGUGUGAGGGGGUGCAGGGAUUUUGUAGAAGGGGGCAGGGGUUUAAAAAGUUUACAAAUUUGUGCAAUACAUUUAAAAAAAAUGUAAAUAAAGAACACAUUUUAAAAAUUUAGUAGGUGUUUUUAUUUGGAGGGUGGGGUGCCAAACCCAGGACCCACCCCGGGUGCCACAUGCUGUAGGUACUCCCCUGUUCCCAAUGCAGCUCAAUGAGAAGUCUUUGCAAGACAGGCGCUCUGGUGCCCAGUUGGUUCUCAAUUGCCUUUCUCUUGCAUUUCUUUGUCUAUGGUGGAAAACAAUUCAAUAAUGUUUUUGUUUGGUCAAUAAACUUGGGGUAAAACUGAUUUUGUUGCAGCCUUGUGGCAUACAUUCCUAUGCUUUACCUUAAAAUAUAACACUGUUGUGCUCAAUCAUGCAGAGCUGAAAUCCCUUUAAAUUUUCCAUUAUGCCACAUGUGACCUGCAAGGUGAAGUGAUGAAGUGACUUUGGACAGGCCUUCAUUGGUUUUUGUCUGGUUUAAACUUGCUCAAGCUGUCCGGAGUUGGCCAGUUUUAAGUAAUAAUAAAAAGAGGCAAUUCUAAUUUGAGGUUUUAGCUUGUUUGGUUUAACGAUUCCAUAAACAAUGAUAUUGUGACUAAAAGUAAAAGGUAAACUUCCUAGCUUGUAGUUCUGAGUAUAUAGUACCUUAAGAGCACAUCUGCAACCUGAUACAGCCAGCCAUUGUUAGUAAACAUUGUUUCCGAUCACCAAGCCUCAAGAGACAUUUACUAAAUGUGUCUAGUGUGUGUGAAUGUGUGUGUGUUUUUUCUUUUCAACAUUUAUAAUGUUAAACUGUUGGGCCUCUAAACAAUUUAAAAAUUAAAAUUUGGAACAUGUUAUGCAGAUGUCCCCAAUAGAGCCCUACACUGAAAAAAAAGAAAGAAAACGAGAAAGAAAACUGCAAUUGACUGAUUUAGCAGAAAAAGGAAGGUCCCAAGUACAUACAUUUGUUUCUUUGCCCUAAAUUGCUGAGGUGCUGAUUAGAUAAUUAACUGUACCUCACUAUGCCCACAUACCAAAAGGAAAAAAAAACAAGCAAGUAGUGGCCAACCAAGCUGAUAGUGUGGUGGUAAACAAAGAAUGGAAAACUGCAGUAGUGGUGGAUAUGGAAAUACCCAAUGACCAAACAAUUCAGAAGAAGGAACAUGAGAAGAUGGACAAAUACCAAGGACUGAAAGAAGAGCUAGAAAGUAUGUGGAAAAUGAAGGCAAUAUUUCCAGUUGUGAUAAGAAACACUCAGGCUGUGACCUCCAAAUUGGUGGAGUGGCUUCAGUAGAUUCCAGGUGGAACAUCUGAGAUUGCUGUCCAGAAGAGUGAAGCUCUAAGAACAGCUAUGAAACUGCACAGAACCCUCAGACUCCCAGUUCUCUGAUAGAGGACCCGAGAACGAGGAAUAACCCCUCCAAAAAAUACCACCCACAAGGUGAUGGGAAAAUGUAUUAUUAUAUUAUACAUACAUAUCUUGAAUAAGAGAUGUUGAAAUAUAAUUUUUUCACAGCGCAAAGCAAAAGUGGCUGCGAUACAUUUGUAAAAUUUUCUUCUACUCCCUGGAGAUUAAGCUAGCAUGCCAGCUAGUGCAAACAAAUAUUAAUGAUUGCCUAAUACCAUGCAUAGUUGGAAGAGCUUCAAAUUUCCACAAAGUGAAAAACUAGAAAACCAGCACUCCUUUUUACGGGAAUAUAUAUAUUUGUUUUCUGGUUUAAUUCAGCUCGAAAAAAAACCCCCAUACAUUACUUCUGCACAGAAUGUUUGAAACAAGGAAGUAACAGUCUGCUGAAAAUAAAAACCAGUAUACUCAAUAUGCUAUAUAUUGGAGUUCUUUUUACAAAAAUAAUUCUGACAUUUGAUGGUCCUGUUAUUCCAAAAAUACAUAAUGCAUGGGACUUUUUCAAAAAUGUAUUUAUUUUUAAAUAUUUUAUUUUUAUUGCACAAUUCAGUGUUGCAAUACAAUCAUAUUGGCAUAAAAAAAAAAAAAUAUAGACGUGAAUUACAAUUUCAGACAAGUAAUGAUAUAGCUCAUCUCCUAAGCGUAAUAAUUAUGAGCAGAGAACACUGAGAGUAAUAGGAUAACCAAAACACUGAACCAUCUGAACCUAUUCAUGAAUAUUUGUGUCGUUUAUAUAAAACUACUUCAGCUAAUCACUUUGUGGAAACAAGUGCUGAUUUAUUUUUUCUAUCUUUCAGAAUGAUAUUUUUCUGCGACAUUAUGACAAAGGUCCCUGUAGGAACAAGCUUGGACAUUCAAGAGCAUCUGUUAUGUGGAACAGAACACAGGUAGGUGAAUUGCAGAAGGACAUCAGAAUAAAUAGUGAACUGUGUCCCAUGUCCUUAUCUCCAUUGGUUGUCCUUGCUUCACAAAGCUAGUUCAGUAAAUGUUAAUGACCUUUGGACUGUCUUAAUGACCCUGUUGGUCAAUAUAGCCAUUUUAUUAUUGUAACUCUCUGAUAAACAGUUUAGCGAUUCAUUGUCAAAUAAAUCCAUUUCAUAAUCCUUUAAUUUGUUACUUUCACUGUCUCAAUUCCUGCCAUUGUUCUGUACUGAAAAUAAAUAGAUCAAUCCCUCUCCAAAUAGAGGUUCAUGAAGACAUUUAAACAAAUCUUCUCUUAGGAGAAAGACUUAAUAGAUUUAAAGGUUCGUACUGUAGUGGUUAUGGUGCAAGGAGUGCCCUGGUGCUCCAGUGUAACUAAUCGGAUCAUCAAAGCCAGACGUUCUCUGUACAAAGUCUGGCACUCACUGCCAUUGAGCUAGCGCUGCACUGCAUGGCUUAGUUGAGGUGAGCUAACAGAAAUUCCAAUUUAGGAAGCUCUGUGUCUCUUUCCAGGCGUUGGUAGUGGAGGCAGAGAGCAUCUUCUGGAAGACCCCAGAUUAAAAGUCAAACCCUUCAAAAACAAUUUGGCUUAUUACAAUGGAGGGAGAGGGGCACUAGGCAUUCCUGACACUACAGGGAGUGCAGAAUUAUUAGGCAAGUUGUAUUUUUGAGGAUUAAUUUUAUUAUUGAACAACAACCAUGUUCUCAAUGAACCCAAAAAACUCAUUAAUAUCAAAGCUGAAUAUUUUUGGAAGUAGUUUUUAGUUUGUUUUUAGUUUUAGCUAUGUUAGGGGGAUAUCUGUGUGUGCAGGUGACUAUUACUGUGCAUAAUUAUUAGGCAACUUAACAAAAAACAAAUAUAUACCCAUUUCAAUUAUUUAUUAUUACCAGUGAAACCAAUAUAACAUCUCAACAUUCACAAAUAUACAUUUCUGACAUUCAAAAACAAAACAAAAACAAAUCAGUGACCAAUAUAGCCACCUUUCUUUGCAAGGACACUCAAAAGCCUGCCAUCCAUGGAUUCUGUCAGUGUUUUGAUCUGUUCACCAUCAACAUUGCGUGCAGCAGCAACCACAGCCUCCCAGACACUGUUCAGAGAGGUGUACUGUUUUCCCUCCUUGUAAAUCUCACAUUUGAUGAUGGACCACAGGUUCUCAAUGGGGUUCAGAUCAGGUGAACAAGGAGGCCAUGUCAUUAGAUUUUCUUCUCUUAUACCCUUUCUUGCCAGCCACGCUGUGGAGUACUUGGACGCGUGUGAUGGAGCAUUGUCCUGCAUGAAAAUCAUGUUUUUCUUGAAGGAUGCAGACUUCUUCCUGUAUCACUGCUUGAAGAAGGUGUCUUCCAUCCUCAACCCGAAAAGGCUCCACAAGCUCAUCUUUGAUGAUACCAGCCCAAACCAGUACUCCACCUCCACCUUGCUGGUGUCUGAGUCGGACUGGAGCUCUCUGCCCUUUACCAAUCCAGCCACGGGCCCAUCCAUCUGGCCCAUCAAGACUCACUCUCAUUUCAUCAGUCCAUAAAACCUUAGAAAAAUCAGUCUUGAGAUAUUUCUUGGCCCAGUCUUGACGUUUCAGCUUGUGUGUCUUGUUCAGUGGUGGUCGUCUUUCAGCCUUUCUUACCUUGGCCAUGUCUCUGAGUAUUGCACACCUUGUGCUUUUGGGCACUCCAGUGAUGUUGCAGCUCUGAAAUAUGGCCAAACUGGUGGCAAGUGGCAUCGUGGCAGCUGCACGCUUGACUUUUCUCAGUUCAUGGGCAGUUAUUUUGCGCCUUGGUUUUUCCACACGCUUCUUGCGACCCUGUUGACUAUUUUGAAUGAAACGCUUGAUUGUUCGAUGAUCACGCUUCAGAAGCUUUGCAAUUUUAAGAGUGCUGCAUCCCUCUGCAAGAUAUCUCACUAUUUUUGACUUUUCUGAGCCUGUCAAGUCCUUCUUUUGACCCAUUUUGCCAAAGGAAAGGAAGUUGCCUAAUAAUUAUGCACACCUGAUAUAGGGUGUUGAUGUCAUUAGACCACACCCCUUCUCAUUACAGAGAUGCACAUCACCUAAUAUGCUUAAUUGGUAGUAGGCUUUCGAGCCUAUACAGCUUGGAGUAAGACAACAUGCAUAAAGAGGAUGAUGUGGUCAAAAUACUCAUUUGCCUAAUAAUUCUGCACUCCCUGUAUUACUACUACAGUGAGCUAAAGUGGUUAUGGUGUUUAGGUUGUUCUUUUUAAUUGUAUAUGUUAUUUAAAUUUUUUUUUUUUUUUGUUUUGUUUUGCUACAGGUUGUAGGCAUCCUUGUUGGCUUGGGGAUUAUUGCUAUUGUGACAUCACCUUUGCUUCUUUUGGCAUCACCUUGCAUAAUCUGUUGUGUCUGCAAAUCAUGCAAAAGCAAGAAGAAGAAACAGAGCCCGUCCCCCACCACCUAGCAGUGUGUUCACGUGUCCAUGUGGAAGCACAACUGGGUAUAAAGCAUUGUGCACCACAUUCAUAUAGCCUUGAAAUUUUCUUUGACUCUUGACACGUCACUAUGAAAAGAAAUGGCCGGACCAUUGCAAAAUAUAUCUCGUAUAGGGAAUACUGGUACUUAAGAGUGAAAAAUACCCUAAACCCUUAUAGGUAAAUCUUUACCGCUAUGCCAUAUUUAAAGGAUCAGUAAUGCCUAAUUAUAAAUAGCUUUUAUAUGAUUUAGCACACUGAGAUAAGUUCAAAUAUGUAUGCAAAAUGUAUAACAUUUGUCUUGAGUGUUUUAUUGCUUCACAAAUUCAUAAACUUUAAAAAGAGACUGGAGUUGGGGGUGAUGGAAAGAGAGAACCACUGUAAGUGACUUAUGUGAUAUAAAAGCUGUAUUGUAAUUGGCUGUUAAAAUACAGAGGCAAAUUUACAAAGAAAUAGUCCAGAAUAAUUACAGUAUUGACUGGAGCUUGACAACAGCUUCAGGAGAAGCCAAUAUGUUGCUUGUUUGUCUGGGAUCUCAAAUUGGAGGGCCUUCAUUAUCUACUGCAGUGUGGUGGAGAAUUGUGAAUACUUGCCAGACUUGGUGGGGAAAUCAAAUGAAAGAAUAUCUCCUUGCCUCUUGCAUAUUUUUGAACUCUUUUAUAUAAACUCCACUUAAAAUAAAGCAUUACUGUUCCUUUAAAAGAUGGGCUCAAGUCAAGGAAAUCUUGUAGCACCAAAAAGAAUAACUUUGUGCUAAAAAUGUAAACCCCCCCCCUUUUUUUUUUUACUAAACUAUAUAUAUUUUUUCUUUUUUUCUUCGAUUCUAAAAAAAAUUAAUCUAGCUUUUCCCUCCCAUGCGAAGAUGAAUGCACUUAUUUGCUAAAAUGUGCAAUGGUUUUAUAACCUGCCGACUGUAUAAUGUAACUGUGUAAUUUAUCAAAUGAAUCAAAUCUAUAUUUCUAAGAAAAACAUCAUAUAUUUCCUCUAGAGAUAAUGUACAUAGAAUAAAUAAUCACAAUAUAAUUGCACUGUCUAUUGUAACUGUAAAGAUAUAUAUAUAUUUUUUUUUCUUGUUUUUAUUAGCUGUUGUUUUUUUUUUAAUUUAAUUUUUGGAAUACAUUUUGUUUUUUUAGGGUUUCAUGUAAAUGCUGGAAUCCACGUUAUUUUUAACACGUGUCAAGGUGUGGCUAGUUCAGUUUAGCUUAUCUCCCUUUGCUGACGUUGCCAUAUAUGUAAAUAUCUUGCCAGGCACUCAUAAGAUUGGAUAUGCAAUCACUGACCCAGUACUAGUGUGCAGGGGUCGGUACUAAUGUUGGUGAAAUGUACUGUAGGUAGGGGUGUAAGCAGAUUUUCAAACUGCAUUUAAAGGUACAAAUUCUUGGGGCUUUUGUGGAAGAUAUAUGCUGUGCCAAGUUAUUACAAUAUUUAGAAUAACUAUUCAAAUAAUUAUGGUCACAUUCUAUAUUUACUCAGUAGGAAUUGGGUUUUCUAGCUAAAAACUUUUACAGUAAAACGUUUGUGCUGUUUCUCUGCUCAACUGAUCAGCAGAUAUUGUUACCUGGACAUUGUUCAUAGGAAUCGAAUAGACUUUGUUCUGUUCUUUUGCAAAUAGGCUAUUUCCUGGAAAUUAGUGAUGUUGUAAUCAGGAUAAUGUGGUGAAGGUUUAUCAUUGACAACAGUGAUAGAAGCACAAAAUGCUUGCUAUAAUGUACGAUUAGAGCAAAUCCAGUCAUUUGCUCUCUUUUACAAGCAUCAUGGAAGAUAUUUAAGGAAUGUAAACAUUUGGAUUCUAUUACAGUCCAGUCCUGCAGUUAAUUACUAGAUGACAUCAUUUGCUGGUUUCUGAUUAUCCUGCACCAUUAUUGUUUUGUGUAGCAUUGAUACAUUGUCAUAUUGCACCUCAAAGAUAUUCCUAAAAAUGUGACCGUCGCUAUUGACACUUGUCAUGCUGAACAUGCAGAUGAUAUAUACUUAAAUCACAAUAAACCCCCAUAAUCACUUGAUUUAAAAAAAAAAAAAAAAAAAGUAAAACGACAAAUAGGAUGCUCCAUAGCUGCUACGUACCUACCUACAUAAAUGGUGUUUGCCUUAUAAGCUAUCUAAAUCCAUGUUGGCUGCCUGGCACUGGACCCUUAAGGGCUUAUUUAGUGGCUGGCCAUGCCACGUGCGUGCUUCCUCAUUGCAGCCAUAUAAGGCUAUGUGGUUUUUAUCUCCUUAUCCAUUUCAUCUAGAUAAAUGUACUUUUUAAAAUUCUCCGUUAUACUUCCUCCUUACUAAAGGGACUCUCCAGGGUGGAUUUUCCAUGUUUUAGAAAGACAUUGCAUUUGAGGAAGUAUCGGAAAGAGAAAAAGAAAAUCAAGUCUAAAAAAAUCCCUUUUUUUGCAGCCAAUUCCCUCCCCAGAAAAAAAAGGACCGAUAGAGCAUUUGAAGCUGUAUGCUUGUUACUAGAAGUCUCCCCAACAUCCCCUUAGAAGUAGUAUUUUUACAAGGUGAGCUAUGGCGCAAGAUAUAUUUACAGUCUUGUAAAAUCCAUGCACCAAUCAUCAUGUUGGAUCAUUCUUUUAUACUUUGUAUUCAUGAAGUAUCCCUUUAGGUGUUUGAAAAGAUGCUGGUUAACAUGAAUUUGAACUUCCAAACAUUUCUCUGGCAUUCCACAGAAGUACAUGUGUUCUAUAGACUUUUCAAAAGCUCUGAAAAAUAGGCAUUCGCUGCAAAUAGAUUUAUUUUGGCAAAUUGUCAAGAACAUCUACUUCCAAGCUGAGACAUUUAUUCCCCUUUGUCUGAUACAGAUUCAGGAUGAUCCUUUAUUUUAUUUUUUGCUUUCCAUUAGACACCCAGGCAGACAAAUCCAUGAUGAAAUUGUCAACACUUGGUUAAAGUACUAAGAGUCUUGGUAAACAUUUCCCUUAUAUUGUAAUGCAUUCAUUCUGGAUUUCCAAGAGCUUUGCUAAGCUUUUAUACUCUGGAGCAGCUGGAAUUCCAGAUGUUGUCUCACUUUAUGUCAUGAAAUAACCACUUGAGUAUGUUGCAAGUUUUCUGUACUCCUUGUUCUUCACAUUGUGUGCAAUCUAUAAAAAGUAUUUGUUGGCUCAUGUUAGAUGUUAUAUGCACUGAGGACUAUUUCUCAUUGCAUCUUCAAAUUACACUAAUCCAUAAUUUAUAUAAAACCUGUCCACAUGCAUGCAGCAAUCAAGCCCAAGUGCAAUUAUUUUUUAAGCUACCGGUUUUUUUUUUUUAGAGAAAUCUUAAAAUGUUUUGUUAUGUGCAUGUAGCUGGUUAAUGCAAUAUCAUUUAUAAUUUUAUUUUUUUCUUCUGUAGUUGUCAACUUGUACUUUAGCAAGACCCUGAUUUUUACUGGCUAUGGUGCCAUUUAACUGCUGUCCUUAAGGAACCAAGGAUAGGAUACGAACAACCCAGCCAACAUUAAAGUGGAACUGCCACUUCCGGGUAGUUUUAAUAUUCUGUUUAAUUAGCCUGAUAUUUAAAGUAACACCGAAAACACUUAAGCUUGUGAAGCGUGUGUUCUUACUUUCCCUCCCUCCAUCCCUCCAUCCCCCCAAAAAUUGGCACUUUUAUAAAGUAACCUUGUUACACUCCCCUGGCUAUCAACCAGAUAAUUGGUCCUGAUUUGGUUAGCUCAGUGGAGCUAAACUCAAGAGGCAGCAAUUUCCCAGAGCACUUGCCUCAUUGACCUGCGCUAGAAAGUCUGUGAUUGGAAAGUCUGGGCUGGAGAGAUCUGCAGCUUUUGCAGGCUGUUUUUCCAAUAUAACCCCAACUGAAAAGCUCAAAAUUAAAUGCGUGCAUGCGUUUCAUUGGAGGUCCAUCUACUAAAUAGUGUUUUGGGUUUUUUUUAAAUGUAUUUCUGUGGAAUUUGGGCAGUGGAAUGUCCCUUUAACAGAAAAAAGGAAUGAAUGUUUCCAUGUCUCCUCAUACUUUGCAAACUGAAUUGGGAUAGUAUUUGAUAAAUCUAAGAUAGAAAUUUAAAAUGAAAUGGUGCAUCUUUUGAAAUGAUGUUACUACAAGUUAUAGUUGAUUUUUCAGUAUUUUAAUUAAUGGUGAAUAUUUCAGAGAAGUGACAAUUCCCCUUUCAGAAAACCAUUGUAAGCUCCUUUUUGACAGCUACAUAUGCAGCACAGUAGGAAUCUGUGUGGGAAAAUGUGUAUGUUAUUCAACUACUGGCUACAUUUUCAUUCUGCUAUUAAAAUGCAUCUGAGCCUCAAAUAUUACUGCUCAGUGUUGCUUUCAUAUAAAAUAUGCUGGAAGCAUCCUUGCAACCGUUCUUCAUAGCACAGGAAGUUUAUCAUUUUAGAGUUGUCAUGCUCACUGUCUUAGAGUUGUACUAAAAAUAAAUUAAACUUGCACUCAUUUUCAAAACCUGUUACAGAAAGCUAAUGAAAAUGUAUACAGCAAAGUGGAAGCUGCUCAUGAAAUUAUUUUAACUUCAUAUCAUUCAUCCAUAGUGUAAACUGAAUAGAAAUAUAUAAGACUGACUACAUAUACUUUUUAAGUUACAAAGCAAAACAUUUUGCAAUGAUGCAUCACGCUUAAAGGGAUCCUAUAGAGCCAGGAAAACAAACCCAUUUUCCUGGCAAUAUAGGUCCCUACAGUGCCCACCUCCCUCUCGCGGGGCUGAAGGUGUUAAAACCCCUUCAGCCACUUACCUGAAUCCAGCACCAAUGUCCCUCGAUGCCGGGUCAGACUCCACCCACGCUCCUCCUCAGCCAGCGAGGGAGACCUAAUCCGCAUGGGGGGCUAUGGCUGCGCGCCCACUAGACCUCCCCAUAGGAGGGCAUUAUUCAAUGCUUUCCUAUGGGGAAAAUCUGACGCUGGAGGUCCGUCAGAUAAACGGACCAAAAGUCUAUUUGGAUUCUGAAAGUGCCCCCAGUGGCUGUCUGGUAAACAGCCACUGAGGGCAGAUUUAGAGUUUCUCUGGAACUGCAAUGUUUAACAUUGCAGCACUAAGUGCAAUAGGGAGACAAUAGGGAGACAGCACCCUGACUAAGUGAUCUGGAUGCCUACAGUGUCUCUUUAAUAAACAUGUUAAGGUCCCCAGGACACCCAUCAGUUAUCCAUGGAUCUUCUUGGCCUACACUUCUUUUAUAUUAUCUUGAGAUCUGUUGCUGGUAAUGAGAAUCAUUUGCAGGCUGGACAAGUAAAUAUUGGAAUUAAAGUUCAGAAAGACAUUUCAAUUAUAUAAGUAAAACAGACCUUAAUAUAACAUUUGUUUAGCAUGUAAAGGAAACAUUAGAAACUGUUAAUAAAAUCUGUAUUUAAUAUCAGAUAAUGUUGUUAUUAUUAAAAAAGCAGCGUACCAAUGUAACUGUUAUCUUAGAUCAUUUGAGUCUAUUCAUCAGCUCUGAAUUUAUUCCUAAGGCAUUUCCAAGGUCAUUAACCCUGGUGAAAGUCUGGUGGGUGUGUUAGUUGACUUUGUCAGCCAGAACCCUGGUGAUCUUAAUAUGGGUUUUAUGUGUAGUGUGUGUAGCGGUUAGCCACGUUGUAAAAUUGGCAACUGAAUGGGCAACUUUGCAAUUCGUAUAUCUUCUAAGUAAGACCCUUGAUCAACAAUUAGAGCACCUAAUGUAAUUAAAAGCUUUUAAUUUAGUACGAGCUUAGUUUGACCCACUGGAUUUAUGAAAAGCUUCUGACAGGGGCUUUUUAUAAAAUCCAGUCAUAUUAGUUAUACGAUUAUCUUGUUUCUGUAUCAGGGCUUGAAUGUUUGAUCUGUAACCGUCUCAAGCAAUAUGUAGCAAAUUCACUCACACCUUGCAACUUUUCAGAACCAGGACAAGGUAUCAUAGUCGGAAUAAAUAACUUUUAUUAUUAUUGUAAAUGCCACACAUCCAUUAAAUGUGUCAGAAUGUGUACUAUUGAUAGAAAUCUGAUGAACGGUCAAUUUUUAAAAACCCAGGUGUUUCUAUAUAAAAAUAUAUAUAUUAGUCCACCUUGAACACACAACAUUAUGUUAAUUUAACAGGUCAUUGCUUAAAAAUGUUUUUUUUAAAUUUUAUUUUAUUUUUUUGCACAGCUUUUCGGGGGAUUAUCAUACUUCUCAAAUAUCAUUGCUAAAGUUGUGACAAAAAGUUUAAUAAACUAUUUAAUGUUUGUCUUUUUUUUUAUUAACUUCUGCACUUGCUGUUCUUUUUGAUAAUCCUUAAAUCAGAAGGAACACUUUUGAUCUUUGUAAGAUUCAUCAUGCAAAUGUUUGGUUUUCUGUAUAAAUUGUAAUGUGCAUGUGUAAAUGUUGGUCUCUGAUGUUACAUUUUAAACCAUGUUAAGGGUUGUAUUUCCACAUAUGGAUUCACUACUUGUAUAAUAUUUAUUGUGUGCAUAAACGCCGCUCUGCCUUUUCUCAUUCUAGGUUUACAAAUGUUAUUAAAAAAGGGAAACAGAUGGAGGAAAUGCUUGUUUUGUUAUCUGUACAGAAAUAAACGAUGUCCCUCAGCUUGUAGUUGAAGCUCUUUUUUUUUGUUAACUUACUUGUGUAUUGUGGUAACCAUGAUACCAUUUAAACAUGUUUUCAUGUUCUUCC